This is a messenger RNA of Podarcis lilfordi (Lilford's wall lizard), 62727 nucleotides long. Lineage: Eukaryota; Metazoa; Chordata; Lepidosauria; Squamata; Lacertidae. The record is from the annotation of a GenBank genome assembly.
GGGGAAGCUGUGCCUUUAAAGGGAUGGCGCGGCGGGGGCCCAAGAACAGCCCUGCCAAGGAGCCCCGCGCAAAAUGGCUCUGCCGGUGGCUGCUCCUCGGAGGAGAGGCAGCAUGCCGGAGGCUGAGGAGGUAAGCGGAGCUCCGGGAGAAAAGUAUGGGCAGGAAAGGGAAGAUGACUUCUCUCUGUCCUGGACUUUCUCAUCCCCUUCAGUACAAGAAAGAGGCCCGUCUGAGAGGGGGUUAAAAUGAAAUGGGGGGAGGCAGCAGGGAGACCCCACGCUUGGGCUUUAUUGCCAGGACACUUGGGAGCGCUGUUUUAAAGAAGCCAAGGGCUAUUGAUUGAUUUGCUUUCUCGUCCGCCCAGGAGCUGAAGGGGCCACGCAAGGCUUUCCUGCUCCCCGGCGUCCCUCCCAGGGAGCUUUGCCGGCUGCCUCGGGGGAGAGACGCUGGGGGGCAUCGGGGGUGGGGCUCCCGAGCUGCCGCGCCCCACUGCCGGGAAGGCGGGAAGGAGGAUUCGGACGCCCAGGGGCUGGACAGGGGGAGCCACCUUAGCCAUCGCUUCAGUCAAUAAAACGGGGCAACAAAGGAAACACUUGUCUCCAGCCGAGUUCUUCUGCAUUUCUUGUGAUGUUGAAGUAAUAAAACUCUUCCCCUCCCCGCCCGAUGAAAGAGUCCUGUUAUGCAAACUACUUAAUUUUAGCUAAUCAAACAAAGUGAGGCCUACAAAAUGGUCGCAUUGCAUAGAAGGCAGCUCCCUAGUUAGGCAUUUGCUGCCAUUGGGACAGGCUGUGGUAGCCCUUAGACACCCAAUGGCCUUGCUCCUGCGUUGAAGGGGGUGCCAGGCGUGGCCCCCUGCUUAACUUUCCUGCUGGAGGGUCUUGAUUCACUGCCCCCAAUGCACCUAGGCUUGAAGUUGGGCAACUGAGAAAAUGAGGGGCCGGGUGUAGCUAGGGCAUUUGUCAGUGCUGCCGAAUGCCCCUUAUGCAGUGGUACCUCUGGUUACGAACGCUUCAGGUUACGAGCUCCACUAACCCGGAGGUAGCUGCUCCUGGUUGCAAACUUUGCCCCAGGAUGUGAAUGGAAUUUGUGCGCCGGAGGCCCCAUUAGCGAAAGCGUGCCUCAGGAUAAGAACGGUUUCAGCUUAAGAACGGACCUCCAGAACAAAUUAAGUUCGUAACUAGAGGUACCACUGUAUUAGGCUUAUAUUUGGGGCUUUUUUCAGAUGGAACUCAGGUCUGGCACCUCUCAGGUGGGUGCCAUUGCAACUAUUUUUCUAGAAAAAUAGCCCUGGCUAUAUUUUGCCUUUUGGCUACAAGAGCCCACACAAUAGCUUAUCAUGCAAGAAAAUACAGAACUGAGGGGUUACAAGAACUGGGGCAACAGGAAACCUGUUUGUAGCAGCGGGGUUCAAAAAGUAAAGCACUAAAUAGCCCUCUUCACGGUUUGCUUGAGGGCUAGAAGAGAGGGGGGCCACCGGGGCUGUCCCUAAGAAGGCCUUGUCCCAUCACACGUCAACUAACUUCAUUCUCCUGCUCUGAGGUGCACUUUAGUUGGUUGGUCUUCCUGGGAAAGGCGCAGUGUCUGGCCAGCAGCUCACAGGGGCAGAAGGGCAAAACGAGGAGGGCAGGGGAAGGUGGCCCAAGCUCUGCACUGGAAUGAAGUGCCCACCAUGCAGCUAUGGAAGAUGGGGGAGCAUCCAGAGUGUGUCUACCUAACAAACUCAUAGGGAAGCCUAUUUGACUGCCCACCAAGAAUCUUGGGCGCUGUUUGGUUGAGGGGCUGAGAACGUUGUAUGGAUUUGUUUAUUUAUUAACCUGAUCUUCCUCCCAAAGGAGCCCAGGGCAGCAAAUCACAAGUGAUGAAACAGAACUCCAUUUCUCAGAGUUUGCUAGGAGGGGAGGGUGCCCACUAACUUCUCGCUCCAAGAUGUGUGUGUCAUGUGUGUCUGUCUCCUGUGACCUCCCAGGGGUUGGAUUCCAAGUCCCUCCAUUCCCAACUUCUUGCCAGGUCUGAUGAGACCUGAAGCUCAACAGCACCUGGGGGGCUGCAGGUUCUCAGACCCAGAUUUAAUCCAAGCUGAACACACCAUGCAUUUAAAGCACAUCAAAAGUGCAUAUUCCCCCUUCCAAGAAUCUUGGGAACUGUAGUUUAUCCUUCACAGUGCUAAAAUUCCCAGUGUCCUUAACAAGGCACACCUCUUAGGAUUAUUUGUCAAGAGUCGUGGGCUUUGAAAGUAUGCUGUGUGUGGAACCUGAGUGUCCAGGCUGCAUUUGGUGCCUUGGUGCCUUUGCUUUCCUAUGUCCUAAGUCCUUCCUUUGGGUUUGUUUCCCUGGUUCGACUUUGCAACUGCUCCGCUCACAAUCAACUCCAGGGAAGUUGCUGUUAUGUUGAGGGUCACUGCAUUGCUCUGUGAUACUGGAUUCGAGAGCGAGGCUUGAGCAGGUCAAAAAGGCUGGUGUCACGAUUGAUUGGGAACGUGCAGAGUGAUACUUUGUAAAAUUUCUGCUGAGAUGCAUUUCCUCCUCUAAGGUACAGGCUUCUCAGCCCUUCAGAUGCACCGUUGUCUUUUUGACAGGUAGUCUCUUGACAACAUUGUCCUGGGGUUAAAAUGAGUGCAGCACUUUUGGAACCAGGAGAGCAUGCAAACUACGGCAAGUCCCGUCCCUUGCCCCCCCCAAACUAUCUGUUAAGUUGAGAAUCAGCAAUGGGCUGCCAACUCAGCACACAUUUAACCCACAAGGUAAUGCUGGAAUCCGGCAGUUCAGUAUCCUACCGUCCUGGUGUUGGAACCAGAAUCUAGGUCCUAGAUGAACUUUGGUCUUGGCUGCAAACACGACAUCUGACCCCCCCAAGCAUUUGGACUGAUGCAGGGGUAAGUUAAAGUUGCAGAUGUUCUGUGCAAUUGCUCUGGGGACAGUGUAGAUUUUGGCUAAGUUUGAAUUGAGCUUGAAUUGAGUUGCAGCUGAGAAAGGUUUAAUGGGAUGAUUUAGUCACGAAAUGCAAAAGUGGAUCUGUUUUGUUGUCCUGCUAUUUCUCUAAGAUGUAGGAUAAAUAAACAGACAAAUGUCAGCUUUCUCAACUUGCCUCGAUGCUUGGGCUGGGAUUUAUGAUGGUUUCCCCUACCUGCAAUUGGACUAGGAUGCAUGUGCUUGUUUUCUGCCAGGACUCGGGGACAUCUGUUCUCUUCUACUUGAUGGGAGAUGUUAAGCCCCUCCUCAGCUCCACGUCAGUAAACUACCAUUGCAGGGCCUGGGACCUCUUGGUGAUGGAGGGUCUCUUGGAGGGGGGUGGGCGCUUCUCUUCAUGACCAGACCUUUGAUACAGGGUUGGCAUGUGAUGGUUGGUCCAGUAUUGUCCAGUAAUAAAAGUAAUUGCAGCAUCAGUUUCUUAGAACUGUAUAGUGUGCUGAUUACAAAGAGCAUCUUGCACAAUGCCCAGAGUGCAGCACCUCCAAAAGCUUUGUUGAUAAAUCUGUAUUUAUGAGCAAGACUUGAGGGUUAAUUCUGAAUCAGUUAAGCCAAGCAAAAUUUCCAGUUGUGGGGCAGGGAAAGGGGGCAUCACUCUCCUGCCUUUUAUUCACCAGUAGUUUUGAUUUAAUUCUUUAUAAGAGGGAUGGGAACCCCCUUUUUCUGUUGAGGGCCACGUUCCCAAAGGUGGAAUCUGCCAGAGGCCUCGUGCCAACUGGGUGCACAGCUGAAGCCCAUGGUAGGCAGGGCUGGAUACAAAGUGGGGAGCGCAACCUCCUCUCUCUCUCCGGCUUCCUCUCUGCCCAGCCAGAUGCAGCAGAUCACAGGUCACGCUUGACAGAGGAGGCACUUAUUAGUUUGGGGGUCACACGUGGCCUCAAGGCCAACCUUUCUAGUUUUAAUCUGCUGUUUUACUUUGUUAUGUUCCACUGCUGAAUUAGCUGUUGAAUUAUAACAAAAGGCAGCUGUUCUUAUUUUAUUUUUUUAGUCCAGCUGUUUUUAUUAUUGUACACUGAUUUAUGCUUUAAACAAAAUAUUGAUUUGAUUCUUAUUUACUGUGUGUUUGCUAUUUUUUAACUGUGUCGUCUGCCACUUUGGAAAGUGGUUGUACAGAAAUGGAAGGUACAAAUUUUGGAAAGAAAUUUUGCUUCCUCUCCUUCUCAAAUCUGGUUUGCAGAACCAGAUUAAAUUAUGUAUAAGCAGCAACUGCAUACAGAUAUACGGUACUUGGCUUGCAUUAUAGAUACAGAUUGCAGAAAUAGUGUGGGGUUUUUUUAUUUUUUUUUUAAGUGUGUACAAAGUCCUGGUUAUAACUCCAGUGAUGUAUACUAUUAUACCAUUUGCGCACGCAGGUGAUGUCCUAUGCGCUGUAACCUCAGAACUUAGAAAUAGCCAGCCUGUGCAAUCCAGGCUAAUUUUUGCAACAAGUAAAAAGCAGGGAUGCUACUCUGUUUCUCCAAACCUGACCUGAUACCGCUCUUGCACUUUAUGCCAAGACAUCCUCGCUGCAGAACUUGGGAACAUCCUGCAGAGGUGAUGCCAAGCCCCUCCCCUCCCCAAUGAGCAUGUGGCCGCUACACGAGCUUCAGUUUAGUCUCUUGGCUGCUACACGAGCUCAAAGCGUGUUGCUGCUGCUCCUGACCCUUAACAGGUGAAGCUCCAGUUUGUAGCUACUGUGCCAUUGGAAGCUGCUUUUUCUCAAAGUCAGGGCCUUGAUCCGCUUGGCUCAGCAUUGCCUACGUGGACUGGCAACACCUCUUUCAGAAGGGGAAUAUUCCCAGCCCUACUACAGAUGUUGGGGGCUCAAUCCUGGGACCUUCUGCAAGUAAAGCAGGGGCUGUGGCUCUGAGCCACGACCCUCCUUGUACCUGCGGCCUCUUUUGACCCCCACAAGAUUCUCUCUCUGCUGCUGACCAAUCCACAGAUAGGGAAUUGCAUACCCCCUUAACUUUCUGAAGCCCAAGAGACCCACUUUUUUUGUUGGUUUCCCUGCUUGAAAUUUGAAUGGCCCCUGGCUUGGCCUAUUGUUUCUGCACCCCAAAUGAGCAGGAGUUGCACCGUCUCCGAGAUGACAGCGACUGGAGGGUUCUGGGGGAGGUGGGCAGGGGAGACCGAAAGAAAUAUGCCUUGAUUCCCUCCCACUCAUCACAAAGCCCACACUGUUUCAAAGCAUCAGGAUUCCUGUCCCAAAGAAGGUUCUCUUGACCUGGCCCACCUUGCCACAGCAUCCACAGAGCGGACGUGCUCUGCCUGGGGCUCCCCUUCUCUCUCUCUCUUAACCUGUUCAUUCUUCACCUGUCGCAUUGGGUUGGGGGGGGGGAGGCCCCAGAGGAAGAGGCCUGACAUGGCAGGUCUAACGGAACCCCGCCCCCUGGCCCUGAGCUAGAGGACGGCCGAGCCGGUCGGUCCUCGGCUUAGUCGCUGUAGACCUGCCUGAGCCUGACAAGAAAGAGUUGCCAGGAACAAAUCUCUAUUGUUCGCUGUCAUCUUUAAAUGAGUGUCAAAGUAGGCAGGGGGGCUUUGACCGUUAACUGCACAAUUUGGCGGGGGCCCUUGUGUCCAGCCUGGCCAGCCCAGGCGCCCCCCUCCCGUUUCUCAGAUUAGCAGAGGCGGCCUCCAGCCUCUCUCCUAAAUGGGCCAUCCUUGGCCCUUUGUCCACAGACUGCCCGGUGUGAAAUUUGCAGCGACGUUAAAUGUUUUCUAAUGAAUAAUUAUUGAAAGGAAAUGGUGGGAUGUGUGUGUAAUGGAUUGUAGCACAUUAAAACGUUUUAUUCGGGGGACACAAAAAUGUUGUCCUUCAUAAGCGCUUUCGGAGAAGGGCUUUCUUCCCCCUCCCCACCCCCGGGAGAGAGGUUUUUUAAAAAAUUCUCAGAGGAUUACCAUCAAACUCUUAUAACAGGGUGUCUCUUUCUCUCUCUCUCCCCUCCACCCUGAUAGAAAUGGAAAGAGGCCCCCUGGCCAUCAAAUCUUUUUCAAGAUGGCAGCCGUGAAGCCUGUGGAACUGUUGGAAGCUUUGGGGUUUUAAAGGAAUGUUUUUGAACUGUCUUUUGCUUUGGGAGAAUAGGUUGGGUUCCCCUCUCAACCUCUGUGCUUUUCACGGAGAAAGACGAUCUAAGGCUGCUGUGCCAAAGUUACAGGCAAGGAUUUGUCUAUUGACAAGGAACCGUGGAAUAAUCCUGUCCCCCUCAUGCUGAUGACGAUUAACCUUAAAAGCUUGCAUUUUCUGUUCUCUGGAAUAUAUUGCCAUGUAAAUGUUUUGCUGUGGGUAUAAUCAAGUUUAGAACAUUAUUAUAUCAUCUUUAAAAAACUGCACAGGGGUGUCUGCCAAGUUUUGUCUUUUUCCCAAGCAGACAGCUGGUCACCACAUUUAUAUUUAAUGCUGGCUUUUCAGUGAGAUUAGUAAGCUUACAGAUGUGGUAGAUUUUCUUAAAAAGAACCUGGAAUGGUUUCCCUUUAUAAAUGAUAUUCUGUGCAUGCACCACAAGAGUGACCAUCCCCACUUCCUGUGGCGUUCUGGGGGUGUUUUGCUGGUUGCUAAGGGGCAGCUGAGUUCGAAAGCAUGUCAUAGUGCAAGUAGAUAAAUAGGUACUGCUCUGGCGGGAAGGUAAACGGCAUUUCCGUGUGUUGCUCUGGUUCGCCAGAAGCAGCUUAGUCAUGCUGGCCACAUGACCCAGAAGCUGUACACCGGCUCCCUUGGCCAAUAAAGCAAGAUGAGCGCCGCCACCCCAGAGUUGGUCAUGACUGGAGCUAAUGGUCAGGGGUCCCUUUACCUUUAAGGAGCAGCUGGUUCCAGGGCAGCAGGUAUCCCCCUGCCCUUUAUAUUUUGUCCUAGUGGAAAUAAUUUGAUUAUAUAAUUCAGUCCCACAAGAUGUGGCAAAGGCUUUAUGUGGCUUUUGAAAAAAGUUAAGUUCAUGGAGAAGGAGAAGCCUGUGAACUGCUCUAAACCUAAAGGAAAUCUCCAUCCUCAGAAGCAGUUUACCUUUUGUGCCCUACAGGCUGGGGACAGGUGGGAUGGAGGUUGCCGCCUUGCCCUGCCCUGCCUCUGAGCUUUCCAGAGGUGUCUGAAUGGCCACUGCAUGGGACUGGUGCAAUCUAUUUUGCCACUUGAGGCAAAGGACAAGAUGGCAACCCCACUCCACAUUCAGCAAACCAUCCAGGCUGGAAGUUGAUGCAUAUUUCCAUGCUGAUGGUUGGACAGCCUCCUCCUCCUCCGUGGCCAAUGACAGCAGGCUAGCUCAUGAGAUGCCAGCUGGCCCCUUGCUCUGCCUCACAUCCUUUGGCAGCUGUCUCCUGAGAUCGGCACUGCCACUCUCUGCCCAACGAGAGGGCCAGCUCUGCAGGAAAUGGGAUCCUGGGCAAGGCAAGGCAGGGCUCCUUGGGGAAUUCAGCAAUACCAGAUCUACAUGUCAACAAUUGCCAAUUGACUGGUUGGUUUUCAAGGAGGGAUAGACAGUUUCACAGAGGAGAAGUGUGCCAGAAGCUGCUUUAUGCCAGGUCAGACUCUUAAUUGUUCACCAGUAUGUAUUUUAUUUUAUGUUAGAAUAUUUGAUUUAAUGUUUGUGAUUGUAAUGCAGAAAAGAUCCCUGCAUUGCAGGGGGUUGGUGACCCUUGGGGGUCCCUUCCAACUUUACAAUUCUAUGAUUCUAAGUACCACUUCUACUUUGUUCUGUAUUUACCCCUCUCUCCAAGCAGGGAGAGACUCUGGGGGCCCUGCGCUUUGCCAGGUUUGGUUUCCUUGGAAUGAGGGUCAGCCGAGGCCUUCAGGGUGUACCCAAAGGGUGCUCAUCAAUGGUUCCUCUUCAUCCUGGAGAAGAGUGACUAGUGGGGUGCCACAGGGUUCUGUCUUGGGCCCGGUCUUAUUCAACAUCUUUAUCAACGACUUGGAUGAUGGACUCAAGGGCAUUCUGAUCAAAUUUGCAGAUGACACCAAACUGGGAGGGGUGGCUAACACCCCAGAGGACAGGAUCACACUUCAAAACGACCUUGACAAAUUAGAGAACUGGGCAAAAACAAACGAUGAAUUUUAACAGGGAGAAAUGUAAAGUAUUGCACUUGGGCAAAAAAAAAUGAGAGGCACAAAUACAAGAUGGGUGACACCUGGCUUGAGAGCAGUACACGUGAAAAGGAUCUAGGAGUCUUGGUUGACCACAAACUUGACAUGAGCCAACAGUGUGACGCGGCAGCUAAAAAGCCAAUGCAAUUCUGGGCCUCAUCAAUAGGAGUAUAGCAUCUAGAUCAAGGGAAGUAAUAGUGCCACUGUAUUCUGCUCUGGUCAGACCCCACCUGGAGUACUGUGUCCAGUUCUGGGCACCACAGUUCAAGAAGGACAUUGACAAACUGGAACGUGUCCAGAGGAGGGCACCCAAAAUGGUCAAAGGCCUGGAAACGAUGCCUUAUGAGGAACGGCUAAGGGAGCUGGGCAUGUUUAGCCUGGAGAAGAGGAGGUUAAGGGGUGAUAUGAUAGCCACGUUCAAAUAUAUAAAAGGAUGUCACAUAGAGGAGGGAGAAAGGUUGUUUUCUGCUGCUCCAGAGAAGCGGACACGGAGCAAUGGAUCCAAACUACAAGAAAGAAGAUUCCACCUAAACAUUAGGAAGAACUUCCUGACAGUAAGAGCUGUUCGACAGUGGAAUUUGCUGCCAAGGAGUGUGGUGGAGUCUCCUUCUUUGGAGGUCUUUAAGCAGAGGCUUGACAACCAUAUGUCAGGAGUGCUCUGAUGGUGUUUCCUGCUUGGCAGGGGGUUGGACUCGAUGGCCCUUGUGGUCUCUUCCAACUCUAUGAUUCUAUGUUUUAUUUACACCUAUAUAGAGCCUGGGCAUAAGAUGGAGGGGCUCACAACAUUCAUCAGUAUUUCAAUGCAAACUUUAAAUUUGCAGUUUAGCCCAGCACACGUUUGAACAAAGCAAUCUUCCCUAAGACAUUUGUGUAUGUUGCUUUCACUAAUAGAUGCAUUAUAAUGCACAUUUUACCCCAAUGCCUGCAUUUUUGUACACUUUACGUGGCCAGAGAACUGCACUGCAGAAUUUGUAGAAGUGCAAAUAGUGAAGGAUGGCUGUGUUUCAGUUUUCAUAUUUCAGAGGCAGGCUAGCCUUUAAAUGUGAAAGGAAGUGAAUUUCUCCCCAUCCCUAUGCUUGAUCAAUGUUGUCUCCAUUUCCGUAAUCCUAAGUGCUUGGCUGCCCUUCCUUGGUGGCGAGAGAGUGGCACUCUGCACAUGCUUGGUCAGAGUCAGAAGUGCUUCUGAAUAUGAGCUGCUGGAAACCACAGAAGGGGAGAGUUGCUCUUGUGCUCGGCUCCUGCUUGCAGGUUUCCCAUGGGGGCAUCUGGUUGGCCACUGUGAGAAAAGGAGGCUGGACUAGAUGGGCCUGACUCAGCAGAACUCCUCUUAUGUUUCAGUGCUUCUGUGUCACGUAUGGCUUGGUCCUGUACUGAGCUCAGCAGCUGGUGCUGUGCUGUGGAGAGGCCUGGGUCAAAGAAAGCUGUGCACCGCAGCGCAGGGAUAAGAAACAUACAGUGGUACCUCGGGUUAAGAACUUAAUUCGUUCUGGAGGUCCGUUCUUAACCUGAAACUGUUCUUAACCUGAGGUACCACUUUAGCUAAUGGAGCCUCCUGCUGCCGCCGCGCCACCGCCACGCGAUUUCUGUUCUCGUCCUGAAGCAAAGUUCUUAACCCGAGGUACUAUUUCUGGGUUAGCAGAGUCUGUAACCUGAAGCAUCUAUAGCCCGAGGUACCACUGUAUUUGCAAGAAGACUACCUUCCCAAAAGCAGGUGAACUCUGCAAAUGCUUGAUGGCUGUUGUUUGUCCAGAGCCUGUCGGAAAGGGUAGGAUCUACCUAGGCAGAAGUAGCCUGCCUGGAAUUAUACAGGCCCUAGUCACCUCCAGGUUUGACUACUGCAAUCUGUUGGUAUGUCGGGCUGCCCUUGAGGACGAGGUUCUCUAAAAAAAAAUCCGGUUCAAGAUGCAGCAGCUGCUGACUGGCUCAUCUAAUAGGAAGUAAGUAAAUAAGAUAAUAUUGUACUAGCCAGAGAGGCCAUGACAAAACCAUACAAACCCUGUCAGAAAGAGUGUUUUUGCCUCUGCCUAAGACAUAAGCAAGGCUGCAGUUGGGGCACCUCCACGACUGCAUGCAAUGCAUUUCUGUUUAGACCUCUGAAUCUCCCUCACAAGUCACUGCAAUUUUCUCCACUUCCUCCUCCUUGAUUUUUCUUGCCACCAGCCCAAAGAGGGCUCAGCAGCCUAGAACGUCUCUGCGAAGGAGAGACUGCUUUCUUGGAACAAACAGGGGAUUCAGAAAGUGCCUCCUAGGUUCUGUGUAUAGUGGGCCAUGUCACAAAUAACGGUGAAUGUCUUCUACAUGCACUUGCCCACAAAUACAGAGUCUCUCUAUCUGCAUAUGGGAUCUAGUUGCUCGUCCAGCACAGCUGAGGGCAUUGCUUGGAAACGCAGCCCAAUAGAGACAGAUCUUAAUAGAGCUGGCCAGAGUUUAGACAAACAAGUGGCUCUAAAAUUUACUCAGGUGCUUAAAUUCAGUAUCUUAACUUUUUCUUCUUUUUUAUGUUGCUUACACUGGACUUAAAAAAAAAUCUUCAUCAGCUUCUGUUACCAUGUGUCUAUAUUUUAUGCACUCACCUCGGGCAGAAUAUAAAUCCAUCAAGUAAGAAUGAAUUAAAUCAAUUGAUAAGACAAAUUAAUAAACUUUCUGCCCACUUUGUGUUGUGAUCAGCAGAGGGACUGUUAAGGAUUUAAUUUUAAAGAAGGUUUUAGGGUGACCUCUUGUGGGAGAAAACAGGACGUACGUCUUCUGAAAAUGUGAAGAAGUCACUUGUCAUUUCUGUAACCAGAGCGCCCUCUUCUCCUCAGACAUGAUUUUUUAAAAAAACAACAACAGGUGCCUUGUUGGGCCAAAAUCCAACAGGGGGCUCAGGGUGCUUAACCUGUUGAAUUUCCUCUUUACUGUUCAGCUGGGAAAAGCAGCUCAGCCCUGUUAGAGGAGGGAGGUGAAUAAGGAGUUCUGCAGGCAGGAAUUUUAGAUGCAAUGAUGGUUGUGGGAGUUUAACCUGUUGGAUUUCUGCUGAUGUUCAACUCAUGGCUUUAGUUACAGAUAGGUAGCCGUGUUGGUCUGCCAUAGUCAAAAUAAAAAAAAUCCUUCCAGUAGCACCUUUAAGACCAACUAAGUUAGUUCUUGGUAUGAGCUUUCGUGUGCAAGCACACUUCUUCCCACCACCCUUCUGAGUAAUACCCCUCCCCACCUUCUCACUAUAUAGAAGGAUCUGGCAACUUCUGUUUCAGUGUAUCUGAAGAAGUGUGCUUGCACACGAAAGCUCAUACCAAGAACUAACUUAGUUGGUCUUAAAGGUGCUACUGGAAGGAUUUUUUUUAUUUUGAUCAUGGCUUUAGGGCAUUAAUAAUUGGAUCUCCUGCCUUCCCGCUCCUGCCACCCAAAGAUUUUUUUCUUAUAUUUUGCUCAUAGGGCAGCUGAGUGCAUUGCAAAAUGAAGGGUUGGUGAGCCCUCUGCCAUCUUAAUUUGCCCAGUGCAGGGAUUUCAAAGGCCGUAGAUAGGUAGAUGACUUGGCUACAGCACUCCAUGCUCUGGCAACUUCCAGAUUGUGUUAUUGCCAUGUGUGCGCUGUGGUCUAUGUGGGGCUGUGCUUGAAGACAGCUGAGAAACUCCAGCUUCUCCAAAAUUACUAGCUGGUUUGGCUUUAGAUCAUAUAUGACCUCUGUUCUAAAACUGUGGCUGCCAGUUCUGUUUUGUUUUUUAAGGCCCAAUUCAAGAUGCUCACAUUAGUGUUCAAAGCCCUAGCUAGGUUUGUCCUAUGUCCUUUUUUUUCAGGACACACCCUCUUUUUCAUGGGUAUGUAAAAUGAGAGUUGUCAUAGUGAUCCAUAGCUAAAAGUAGAAGUCGGCAAAUAUGUCCUCUUUUUUUGCUGUUCAAAAUAUGGCAACCCUACAAACAUUGCAGGUCUUAAACACCUGAAAUGCGUAGGUUUGGAGCGUAGGUUUAGAGGCUUGGAGUGGUGGCAGCCCAGAGCAGGGCGUUCUCUGUGGCAGCCCUUCAGCUGUGGAGGUCCCUCUACACAGAGGUGCACCUGCCUUUUUCACUGAACAGCUUUGGGCAAAUGUUGAAGAUGUACCUCUUCAGCACUCCUUCCUUGGAGGUUUUUAAGCAGAGAUUCGAUUGCCAUCUAUAAUGGAUGCUUUAGCUGAGUUUCCUGUGUUGCAGGGGUUGGUCUAGAUGACCGUUGGGGUCCCUUCUAACUCUACAAUUCUAUGAUUCUAUGUGUGUUUUCAGGACCCACCUAUUAUUGCAAAUGCAAUAUGCUUUAACUGCUUUGAAUUCUGAAUGUUGAGUUGGUGUAACCCAGCCUGGGGCCUGCUGGUGAAGGCUGGGUAACAUAAUUAUUAUUGUUUGUUGUUAAUGUAAUAUAAUUUAGCUUAUAUAGAUUUGUGUCACAUGAGCCCUGCACCCUGGGUCCUUUCAGUAUCGAGCAACUUGGGGCAGGUGUUUUCCUUGAGCAGGCAUUUCUGGUGCCUGCUUGAAAUGGCCUCCAUGAGACGCUUGAGCCAGGGUCCCUGGCUGCAGGAAGGCAGCGGUCCUUGAGACAAUGCUACUGUGGGUGGCAGAGAAAAUGAUGAGAAUCUCUCCCCCCCCCAUGCCCUUAAUGGGUUGGUUUCUCACUGCAGUCAGUGGAAACUGAGCACUUCCUUGUGCAGCUGUGGCAGUCCAAGGAUGGCAGGAAGGGAAGCAAUUUGCCCGAGGGGUAAUUCUGUGAAAAGAAAUAGGUGAGAGAAAUCUGAUCCAGUAGGCAGCUCCUGGGAUUUCAAAGGCCACUCACUCCUUUCUCUCUCUGGUCUCAGAGAAGGUAAGGUGUUCUUUCUGUAUCCGGUGCAGAGCAGUGUGUUGGUCUUCAUACUGUCAGUGCCCCUUGAGAGGGGCUGGCCGAGCAUCCUGGUCAGCCAGGCCUGGGACCUUUGGGGAAGAAGCAGUUAUUUCCUAGGAGGAAAAGGGGAAAGGCUGAAGCUGCCACAAUGUCGAAUGAGAAGCCUUGGCUGUUCUAACCCUAGAUGUGCGCAGAAUUGAGAGAGUUGUACAGUGGAGAGAGCAACUCUGCACAUGGUCAGAGGCACUUUAGUCUCUUAUUUUGUGUUCCUCUCUCCACCCCUACCCCAGGCUGUGUCAGCAUAGGAACAAAGGAAGCUGCCUUCUAGCGAGUCAGUCCAUUGGACCACCCAGUUCAGUACUGCCUGCACUGGCUGGCAGCAGCUCUCCACGGCUUCUGGCUGGGCUCUCUUUGGGGAUUGAACCUGGGACCUUCUGCAUGCAAGAACAGGUGCGGUCUUGCUUCACCGGAAGCCCUGGGAAGCAGCCCUGGAGAGUAUUCACGCAGCAGAUUUAGGAAGGCAGAGAGUGACAUUUUUAUAAGGGCCAGUGAGUUAGUGAAGAUUCCAGUCUGCUGUUGGGUAGAGCUUUCUGACAGGAAGAGCUGUUUGACAAUGAAGCAGACUCCCUGGGAAGGUGGUGGGCUCUUCUUUGUUGGAGGUGUUUAAACAGAGGUUGGAUGACCAUCUGCCAGGGAUUCCUGAGCUGCGAUUCCUCCACUGCAGGGGGUUGGCCCUUGGGGUCCCUUCCAGCUCUGCAGUUCUGUGAUUCUCUGCUCAUAGUUUCUCUGUGGGAAAAGGCAGCACGAGAUGCAGGAAAGCAGGAGGGUGGGUGGCACAGCGUCCCCAUGAGGAUUGGGAGCACAUGUGUUUUCUAUUGCCUUCUGGAUAUUUUGGACUACAAGUCCCAUCAUCUCUGAAAGUUGGCCCUGCUGGCUUCUGGGCCCCAGGUUGGGGAAGUCUGCUGCAGGCCCUUCCCCAUGCAGGUGGGGCUUAGCAUGUGGGGAAGGCACCUGCAGGAUGCUGUCUUCGCAGGGUGUACUUGUGGGUGAGAUUUUGAGGGGGAGGAGGAGCUACUAAAUGAGCACGCAAGGUGGGCUCAGCCAAGCAAAAGUGGGAGGUGCUUAUCAGAGCUUGCAGGGCAGCAGCUGAAGAAGGAGGAAAAAGGGUUUUCUUGUGUGUGUGUUUCUUUGUGGCUGAUUAGCUGCUCUCCCUGUGCAAAGGUCAGAGGGGGCAGGGUUUCUGUUGAGGCAGGUGAUUAGCUGUGGGAGGAGCUUAUCAGAGCUUGCAGGGCAGCGGCGCGCACAGUUUGAUCCAUCUUUUAGAUUUAGGGGAGCUAGUCUCAAAUGUUUGUUGGGGGAGACCUAGGUUUUUUUGGGGGGGGAGUUAUUUGUCCUGUCUUCAUGCUUUUUAUGAUGGAGGACCGCUGUAGCCACCCCCAACGACACGUUCUCAAGAUGGAGGGGGAGGGAACAGCUGCAGUCGCCUGCGGUUCCUGCGCAAUGUUUGCCAUCUUGCCAAAGGUUGCAGGCAGCUUUACCUGCAGCAAUUGCAUGUUGAUUGCCCUCUUAGAAGACAAAGUCCAGCAACUGGAGGAACGUGUAGCUACGCUCCAAAGAAUUAGAGAGCUGGAGCUCUUCUUGGAAGCAACAGAGCACACCGUCUCCACCAAGGAGGAGACAGGGGACUCCCUGAGAAGGAGGCUAGUUCACCAACACAGGAGCCAGAUAUAUGGAGAAACGUGACUCAAAGAAGUAGGAGGCCCAGGGUUCGCUCUGAUUGUUUAGAAAUAUACAAUCGCUUUGAGGUCCUCUCCCCUAGCAUGGAAGACGAAGAGCAGACUCCAUUUGAGGAUCUCUCCCUCAUUACAGUCGAUCAGGUAUAUGAAGACGAUCAGCAAAGUCAGUCCUCAGGGAAUGUGCAGGCGACCUUGGAAUGGACAGCUCACGGAAGAACCCCGACCAAACCUAAGAGGAGGUGUGUAGUGGUGAUAGGGGAUUCCCUACUGAGGGGAACAGAAGCAGUGAUCUGUGGGCCUGACAAGAUGUCUCGGGAAGUGUGCUGUCUCCCCGGGGCUAAGAUCCAAGAUGUAACUGAACGACUGCAAGGAAUCAUAAAACCCACUGACAAAUACUCCUUCCUCUUGGUUCACGUGGGAACCAAUGACACUGCAGGCAAUAGCCUCCAGAAGAUCAAAAGAGACUACGAGACUCUGGGCAGGAAAUUGAAGCAAUUAAAUGCACAAAUUGUCAUCUCAUCUGUCCUCCCAGUUGAACGACGUGGCCCAGGGAGAGAGGGGAAAAUAGUGGAAGUGAACAGCUGGCUUCGCAAAUGGUGUAAACAGGAACGGUUUGGAUUCUUAGAUCACGGACUGCAGUUUCUUGAAGAUGGACUUCUGGCAAGCGAUGGGCUGCACCUCACAACGGUUGGGAGGAAUGUUUUUGCCAAAAUCUCAGAAACCUCAUCAGGAGGGCUUUAAACUGACUAAUGUGGGGGAGGGAGACGGUGCUCCUGAAGGUAGGAGUCUAUCAAUUGAUGAAGAUGAUCAUCCAAAUGUCAUAGACCAAAUGGAGCAAACGGCACGCAAACCUACUGGUGGGAGGAAAAAAUCCUUAAAUAAGAGACAUGGGGGAAUGAUUAAUGGACUUCAAUGUCUGUACACUAAUGCGCAAAGCAUGGGAAAUAAACAAGAUAAGCUUGAGCUCUUGGUACAGCAAACUAAAUAUGACAUAAUAGGCAUCACUGAAACCUGGUGGGAUAAGUCCCACGAUUGGAAUGUAAUAAUGGAGGGAUACAAUCUAUUUCAGAGAAACAGACCAGACAAGAAAGGAGGAGCAGUGGCGUUAUAUGUCAGGGAUGUGUAUACCUGUGAAGAGAUCCAAGAUUUAGAACCUCAAAGCCAAAGUGAGAGCAUUUGGGUCAAAAUUAAGGGAGAGAAGAAUAAUAGUGACCUCAUUAUGGGAGUUUACUAUAGAUCCCCAAGCCAAACGGAGGACAUAGAUGAUGCCUUCCUGGAACAGAUGGCCAAGCAUGCAAAAGGAAGGGAGAUAGUAGUAAUGGGGGACUUCAAUUACCCGGAUAUUUGUUGGAUGUCAAACUCAGCCAAGAGCAUAAGGUCAAACAGAUUCCUCACUGGCCUUGCAGACAACUUCAUUGUCCAGAAAGUGGGAGAAGCAACAAGAGGAACAGCCAUUUUAGAUCUGGUCCUAACCAAUGUUGAUGACCUGGUUAGUGGGGUAGAAGUGGUAGGAUCAUUAGGCGCGAGUGAUCAUGCUCUUCUGAAGUUUACUAUACAGCGGAAAGGAGCAGCCAAGCAUACUAGGACUCAAUUUCUUGACUUUAAGAAAGCCAACUUCAUAAAACUUAGGGAAGUGCUGGGUGAGAUCCCAUGGACAGUAAUACUAAAAGGAAAGGGAGUUCAUGAUGGCUGGGAGUUUGUUAAGAGGGAGAUAGUAAAAGCACAACUUCAGGCAAUACCAAUGAGACGGAAACAUGGAAGGUACCUAAAGAAGCCAGGGUGGCUAUCUAAAGAACUUUUAACUGAGUUAAGAUUUAAAAAAGGAUGUGUACUAAAAGGAAAGGGGGGAAACCACCAAAGAGGAAUUCAAACAAAUAGCCAGCACGUGUAGACACAAAGUCAGAAAAGCUAAAGCACAGAAUGAACUCAGGCUUGCUAGAGAGGUUAAAAGCAACAAAAAAGGCUUUUAUGGGUAUGUUUGUAGCAAAAGGAAGAACAAAGAAACAGUGGGGUCACUCAGAGAAGAUGGUGAAAUGCAAACAGGGGACACGGAAAGGGCUGAACUCCUCAAUGCCUUCUUUGCCUCAGUCUUCUCCGAUAAAGAAAACAAUGCCCGACCUGAAGAAUUUGGAGCAAAUGAUUCAGCAGAGGACACACAGCCCAGAAUAACUAAGGAGAUAGUACAAGAAUACUUGGCUAGUCUAGAUGUAUUCAAGUCUCCAGGGCCAGAUGAACUGCAUCCAAGAGUAUUAAAAGAACUGGCAGAUGUGAUCUCAGAACCACUGGCAGUCAUCUUUGAGAAUUCCUGGAGAACAGGCGAAGUCCCGGCAGACUGGAGGAGGGCAAAUGUUGUCCCUAUUUUCAAAAAGGGGAAAAGAGAGGACCCAAAUAAUUACCGCCCAGUCAGUCUGACAUCAAUACCAGGGAAGAUUCUGGAGCAGAUCAUUAAGCAAACAGUCUGUGAGCACUUAGAAAGGAAUGCUGUGAUCACCAAUAGUCAGCAUGGAUUUCUGAAAAAUAAGUCAUGUCAGACUAACAUGAUCUCAUGUUUAGCCUGGAGAAGAGGAGGUUAAGGGGUGAUAUGAUAGCCACGUUCAAAUAUAUAAAAGGAUGUCACAUAGAGGAGGGAGAAAGGUUGUUUUCUGCUGCUCCAGAGAAGCGGACACGGAGCAAUGGAUCCAAACUACAAGAAAGAAGAUUCCACCUAAACAUUAGGAAGAACUUCCUGACAGUAAGAGCUGUUCGACAGUGGAAUUUGCUGCCAAGGAGUGUGGUGGAGUCUCCUUCUUUGGAGGUCUUUAAGCAGAGGCUUGACAACCAUAUGUCAGGAGUGCUCUGAUGGUGUUUCCUGCUUGGCAGGGGGUUGGACUCGAUGGCCCUUGUGGUCUCUUCCAACUCUAUGAUUCUAUGAUUCUAUUCUAUGAAAAGCAGCAGCAGCAGACUCCCAAACUGCUUCGCCGAUAAAUUGAGCAAAUGGCCUGUCACGAUGGGGUGCAUGUAAAGCAGCCCCAAAUUCUGUCACUUAGACAUUCUCCCCGACAGUAGAGCCAGGUGAAUCUGUCAAUAUCUGCUUUCUUUCAAUUUCUCAGUUUCCAACCUUAAAUUCAGCUGGCUACAUUUCUGCAUUAGUGACCUUUUGAAAAAAUAAUCUGCAUGAAAAUAAAUAUGAUUUGUUGUGUACAUUUAUCCCAAUAUAUGUAUUUUUUGCAAGGAAUUUUCACCAGUUUACACAUAUCUUUGCACACUUUUUGGCCAAAGAACAGCAUUAAAAAAAUUGGAGAAAUGCAGAUUUUGAUAGAUGGCUGUGUCCCAGUUCGCUUACUGGUUUGGGAAGUGUAAAUUAGGUAAAAUGUGAAUUGAAUGGAUUUCUUCCCCCACCCCCAUCCCUGCUUGACAGAUAACUUCCUAGGUGUGUGUUCAGGGCUGCAUUAGCUUUCUGGAACCUAUGAAAGAGUCGCCAUGUCCCUGUGAUCUGUUCAGCAAGCCUUUCUCUGCUGCAGGUGCAGAUGAGCAAGAUCUGUUUCUAAGAGCCACUUGGAAUCUCUCUCUCUCUCUCUCUCCUCCAAGGUGAUGAAAAAUAUAUUUGCUCAGCUCAUGACCCUGGUGACCAGCAAGCUCCGAUAAAAACCUUGCACAGAAAGACGCCCUGUCCAAUUCACUGCCUUCCCAACCAUGGCCAUGAGUUCCCAUUGGCGGAACAGCAUCCCCAGUCAGGGCAGAGAUUGCAACAAUAUGUUUAAAGUCCAGCUGGCUCACUUUAGAAAGGGCUGCGUUGUGGAACAGGCAGAGGAGAAUCGCAGGACGGAGCCUAGGCCUGCCAGGUAAGGGAACGUGGGGGAAGCUGAAGCCCUAGCAGCUCAUCCAAGCAGACGCCCCCUGGAGCACAGCUGUGCCCAGCUAGAUUCUUAAAAGACUUGUGGCACAGCCUGUGUCUGAAAUUCCCAUUAAAAAUGGCAAGUGCCCAUGAAUCUGCAUGGGGCAAAUUUUGGCAGACCUGCAAGCAAAUCUUUAAAAGUGUAUUUUGGGGGGCAGGAGUUCCAGGGCUCCGUGCAAACGAUCUGGGGGCCCUGAUCCUCAUCAUCACCACCACCACCACCUCCCUCCUUUGGCAGAGCACAUCUGUUCAACUUGUGGAGAACUCAGUUGGAUUCCUGAAUUAACUUAAGAGGACAGCAGUGUCUUAGGACAGCCUUCCCAACCUUGUGCUGUUUGGACUACAACUCCCAUCAGUCCUAGUUGGCCCAAAACAGCCAGAGGGGAGCCAGGCUGGAGAAGCCUGCCAUCGAGCAAGUGGCAGUGGAAGCGAGGAAUCCUGGCCAAAUACUGCCGUGAAUCUAUUAAGCUGCAAAGCGGCCAAGAAAAUGAGCUACAAACCAGAAUAUUUACAAAUGGUUAGCCUUGGACCAAGGCACUGGCAGACCCCAGUGUUUUUGUGAGAUCACUUUUUGUUUUUGUUUUAAGUAGUACCUCGAGGUGCAAAAUAGUGUUUCAGUGGGCAGAAUGACGAUUAAGAGGGUGGAACCAAUUGCUUCCCGACAGUCAGUGAACUUCUAGACCAAAUUGCGGUGUCUCCAAAUUUACAGCUGCAGGGACUCUGGUGCGCUCCGUGCUACUUUUGGUUUAAACUGCAGUGCGAUGGUAAUACUGAUUCUGCCUUGCAGAUGUCUUGCUGGUGGCCUCGUUCCAAAUUCCAAAUCAUUUCUUAGCAAUUAAGGGAGACUGAUGAAAAGUGUGCAUAGUUGAGAAGAGGAGACUGAGAUUCCAACAGAUUCAAAUGACAAGAAAGGAGAUUUUGAUUAAACAUUAGGAAAAACUUCCUUGUUACUUGUAGUAUGCAUGAGGCAGGAGAACUUUGCAAAAUGAAGGUUUUUCUCUAGUUCUGAUUAUUGUAGUUUUAAGUGCAAAUAAGUGAGUAAAUAGGCUGAAUCGGAUGGAUUUUGUUUCAUUGCUUUUCCAAAGGGUUUACAAUUUAUUAAUCUUGCUCCAGUUAGAAAAAUUGUCAUCACUCCCAAAUUUUGCAGCCUUGGGAAGAAACGUUGUGUUUUCUUCUCAAUGCAGAUUCUAAAUGAAUUUUGGAAACCAUAAAAGAAAAUAAAAAAGUUGUGUUUGUGCAGCUUUGCAGGUCAAGCAAAUGCUGGUUUCUGGAAGACACAAGGCUACUUCCAGGAUAAUUCACAAGCCUGGCUGGCAUCCAAAUAAAAGUAUAAUGGGAUGAUUGUGUCAAAUUAUUUCUAGAGGGACAGCAGCAAAAAUUAAAAUGAGGUAAAAAAAGUAUGUUGUGGCUACUAACAAAUACACCAUAGUCCUUUAUGAAGUCAAGUUUUUGCUGGCAAACGUGACAGACAGCAGGAUGCAGCCAUGAGAGUGUUGGACUAAGACCGGGGAGAUCAGGGUUCUGAUCCCAACUUGGUCGUGGAAAGGAAAGUGGGAUAGAAACGCGGUAAAUAUAUAAAUAGUAAUUUUAUAUAUACCUAUAUUGUCCAGAGUCCUUGAAAAAGGGGUUGGCAUGUAAGAAAUUUAUUUAUUAUUUAUUUGUUACAUUUGUAUUCCACCUCCCGUGCCACCAGAGCUCAAGGUGGUGUGCAUUGUUUCUCCCCUCCCCAUUUUAUCAUUGCAGCAACCCUGUGAGGUAGGUGAGGCUGAGAGGCAUUGGCUGGCCCCCCAAGGUCACCCGGCAGACUUCAUGGCUGAGGGAGGGAUUUGAACCCUGGUCUCUUGGGGUCCUAGUCCAGCACUCUAACCAUUCUCCUACGCUGGUGCUCUGGGCGGUUCUCUUCCAUCUCUGAAAACUAGCAGGUGGUGUCAAAGAUGCCCUGCCGGAAGUUGCUUUGUACUUUAAUCUCCCUCUUGGAGAAAUUGUGCUCUUCUAGUCAUCCUUGAUUCAAUUCCGCCCCCCCCCCUUUGCCCCUUGCAGAUCGAAGCAGCGUGGAGGAAGCCCUACAAGCUGAACAUGGAAGGGGCUCUCGUGGCCCGGGACAGAGUUGGGAUUCAAGAUUUCGUCCUUUUGGAUUCUCACACGAGUGAAAAUGCCUUCUUGGACAACCUUCGCAAGCGAUAUCAGGAGAACCUCAUCUAUGUAAUUGCACUCUGAGCUGCUUUAGGGAUGCUCCAGUUGGUCAUGAGCUGUCUUAUGAAGAAAGGGGUGGUGAUGGGUGGUUAUCAUGGGAUGCCUGCUGUUCUGGUAGAUUGGUGUCUCUUUCAGAUAUGGAGAGGAAAUGUGGAACUAGAACAUGAGUGUUGGGCCUCCUGGGGUAGCUUCAAAAGAGGAUCAGACCAAUUCAUGGAGGACAAGGCUAGCAGUGGCUAUGGGCCACGAUGGCAGGGCCGUGGGCCUUGGACCUUUUGCAUGUGCUCUGUCCCUUCCUGGCUUUUGCCUGGUUUGAGCAUAACACAAAGCCAUAAUUUGUUUCUCUGAUCAUGCCUUGUUCCAAAGGCAUUCAGACAAACCAUUGUUUGUUUUAUUUCCCACGUGCUCUUCCCUCAUGCCUGUUGAUGGGCAUCGGUGGUGGGACAUACCAGGAUGUACUCUUUACAAAAUGUUGCUUUACAAAAAUGUAUAUGAAUUAGGCAAAAUUGCACACAAACAAAUUGCGUUGCAAAAUGGUGUGUAAAAGUGGAGAGCUUGCACUUAAGGCUGGAAAACUGAGAAAUGGAGAUAACCUGCAAUGGACAGACCCCCUCAUCCCUGUGGCUGUUUGGGUCCUUAUUUGUAGCGUUUGUUCCUUACCCCUCAGACGUACAUUGGCACUCUCCUGGUGUCUGUGAAUCCCUACAAAGAGCUGGGCAUCUACACGGUGAAGCAGAUGGAGCAAUACAAAGGGGUGAACUUCUUUGAGCUGCCACCACACAUGUAAGCACGUUGCCAACUUUCUUAGGUGUCUGCUUGCGCAAGUCUCCCACCCAGAUUUUAAAGAACUAAAUUAGAUUUUAAAUGGCAAAAUCCUUAUAUUGCUAUGUUUCUGAGUUACUGCUUGUAGUUGAGUAGAUGUGGAGCCUGUUGCACCUUCCAAAAAGUUUACGCUAAUUUGUGGACAGUGUAACGAAAGACUCAUUUUUAAAUACCUGGCAUAAAAAAAAUGCUACCACUGUAAGGGAGUAACUAGCAUCACACAGGGUUGACUUCCUUCCCAAAGGGAAGGAAAUUGUUGUGUAAAACGUGGCUGGAGGAGAAUUUUACUUUAUCCACAUUUUUAAGUAGCAGCACCAGAUUUGCAGCUCCCAGACUAAUAUGUGAAAUGGAAUGUUAUUGUCAGGGCUUUCACCCAGCCUUUGCCAAAGAGGCGCUCAUGGUGCGUUCCAGCACCAUUUUUUACUAGAAAAAUAGCACUGGUAAUUAACCUUCAGAUUUCACACUUCUCCAAAUCUUUCCAUUUAAACUAUUGUCUCAAAAAUGUACCAAAAUGUAUGUUUUAAAAAGUGUGCAUUUUAGGAUUACAUUUGAAAGUAAGAGUUUAAGUAUGAAUUUAAAUACAGAUUUUUAUACAUUUUUUAAUUUGUCUGUAAAAUUAAUGAGGAAAUUGAACAGAAAGGACUUACUAAUACACGUGCAAUUGGCUGGUGAUAGACUGAUUCAGCCAGUAUGGUGUUGUGGUUAUGGCACUGAACUCUGACCUGGGAGACCAGGGGUCAAAUCCCAGUUCAGCCAUGAUGCUCCCUGGGUGUUCUUGGGCCAGUCACUGGCAUCUCUCAGCCUAACCCGCCUCACAGGGUUGUUGUGAUGAUAAAAUGAGAAGGAGAACUGUGUACGCCACCUUGAGAUCCUUGGAGGAAAGGUGGAAUAUAAAUGUAAUUUUAAAAAUAAAAAUACCUGCCUAAGUGAUGAAGGAUGCUUUGAAACCUUCUAGCUUCUGAAGGUGCCUGGCAUUGUUUUACUUAACUCUGAGAAGGCUGUCACUGUGACCAGUGUGUGUGUUUGGUCCUUUUCCAGUUAUGCCAUAGCUGACAAUGCCUACCGGGUCAUGUGUACAGAGUACAACAAUCACUUCAUCCUGAUUUCGGGGGAGAGCGGUGCUGGGAAAACAGAAGCCUCCAAGAAGAUCCUUCAGUAUUUUGCCAUGACCUGCCCUACCACAGAGCAACUGCAGGUCGUCCGAGACAGGCUCCUGCUCUCCAACCCUGUUCUGGAGGUAAGCAGGAAAUGCACCUUGCUCCCACAUCAGAGGCGAGAGCAACAAGAUUUUGUCCGCUGCCUACCCAGCAGAGUUCUCUAGGAGGUUUACAUAAACAGUAAAAUGCAUGAUACAAAUUACAUUAUUAUUAUUAUUAUUAUUAUUAUUAUCCAGCUUUUCCCUUACACAAAUUUUAAAAAUACAGCUAAAAUAUAAUUUAAAAUCAUAUAAAAGAUAAUCAUCAAAAAGUAACUGAAUUCUUAAUAGAAUAAAAACAAUAUAAAACAAAUCUAUUACAAGACAAAUAGUAAAAACAGCUCAGCACUGUUAAAGCCCUUUCCUUAAAAAAAGCUUGUUGGGAUAAAAACAGUCUUCACCUGCUGGCAGAAGGAUAACAAAGAGGGAGCCUGUCUAGCGUCUCUAGUUCCAAAGUUGUCUGGGAGCAGCCACCACCUAGAAGGCCCUCUCCCGUGUCCCCACCAAACGGUGACGGUGGGGGGACCGAGAGAAGCCCCCUCCAAGAUCUCGGAGGUUAAUCUAGGAGAAUAGGGUCUUUCAUCUGCUGGGCCUAAGCCAUAGAAAAAAGCAUUAAAACCAAGAUGGGCUCCUUGCUGUCAGGAUGUAUUUAUCCUAACUGAAAUCUGAGUAAAACGCAGCCGCUGAAACAGUUGGAAUGGGUUUUUGGCACCUGUGGAAACCUCCCUGGUGUUUAAGGACAGUUGAGGUGUGAUGAGUGCCCUGGUUGCAAUUUAUUCAUCUUUCUGUCUUUCGUGCGGUUGCUUCAUGAUGAGGCAUUGUAUUUUUAAUCUGGAACCCUGUCUGAAAUUGUUUGCAAUGAGGAAUGGGAUAGAAAAGCUUUAAUAAAUAAAUGAAAUUUUGAAAAAGAGUGGGGAAAUGCUGGAAUGCAAGGGGGGGGGGAGAAAAGGGGAAGGGGUGAUGUGGGUGGCACUGAAUGAUCAGCGCAACUAACAAGAACAACUCAAGGACUGAACAAGGCGAGGAGGAAGAGAGGGGAGGGGAACACCAAAAGACCUCAUUGCUCCUUUUUUGUUUGUGCUAAUCUGUAGGCUUUUGGAAAUGCAAAAACUUUACGGAAUGAUAAUUCAAGCAGGUUUGGAAAGUACAUGGACAUCCAGUUUGACUUUAAGGUAAAGCAUCUUUCUUUCUUUCUUUCUUUCUUUCUUUCUUUCUUUCUUUCUUUCACUUGGAAUGGGGAGAUUUGCAGUGGUCUGCUAUAAGAGCCACUUAUGCGCCACUCCCCCUGAAGAAACCAAAUGUCGUUCUCCUCCUCCCACAUUUUAUCCUCACGCUGACACUGUUGGCUGACAGAGUGACUGACCUAGCAUUUCCCAGAGAGCUUCAUGGCUCAGCAGGGAUUUGAACUUGGAUCUCCCCCUGCCAAGCCAGAUACUCCACCACACUGGCUCACAUCAGGGUUGACUGUUUGCUCAAGUGAAGGUGACUCUCUGCCUUCUUAGUGCCAUGAGAUGCUUCCAUGUGACUUGAGACAAUUCAGCCAUCUCUUCUUCAUUUCUCUGUCCAUUUUUGAGGUGCAGUGGAACCAGAACUCUACACAGGGGAUAGUCAUUGUCUAGGUUUUACUCAGUAGACCCUCUGAAAUUUAUGCUCAGACACAGAGCUUUUAAGUGUGCACCUGUGCCUGGAAAGAGCCAGGCAAAAGGUACAUGUGGAGAAGCUCUUUCUAUGCUCUGCCUCCACUUUAGGUUGCCCACUUGUGAGAACAGGAUGCUGGACCAAAUGGGCUCCAUUGGCUCUUCAUUUGUUAUCACAUUCUCUCUCUUUCCUUUUGUUUUUCUGUUCUUUUCUUCCCAGGGAGCUCCUGUUGGUGGGCAUAUCCUCAGCUACCUGAUAGAGAAGUCCCGUGUUGUCUACCAAAAUCCUGGGGAACGGAACUUCCACAUCUUCUACCAGUUGCUGGAAGGCGGGGAAGAGGAUUUGCUCCAUGACCUCGGCCUGGAACGCAACCCUCAGAAGUACAUGUACCUAAUUCAGGUUGUGGGGGGCUCUUUGUGUGCCCCCUUCUUAACAGCUCUGUUCUCUAUGCCCAGCUUUCUCCGGUAACUACUGAAACAUGCAGUUUCAACCCAAUAACAGAGGCACACCUUACUCUUUUGAACCCCAAAAGGCUUGGAUUCCCAGCCAUCAGAGGAGCACACCCAACCCGCUGUGGGUUCUGAUCUGAGCAGGCUUCCUGAUUUGGGAGGGACCAAACCCAGAACAGUGUCUUUGGUAGACAGAGCGAAAACAGGCCCACAGUCCCUACUGUGGAUGGGUAAAUCUUUUUGCACUCUGCAAAGGAAAUAAUCCAGUGUCUCAGUCACACUCACACCAGAUGAUGCAGGAAGGUGUCAGGUACCCAGCAGGAGAGAGGAUGGGACUGUGCAAUUUAUUGUUUUGGUCCUUGCUUCUCCCAGAAGCACAUCAGAAAUCCUCCUUUGGUUAGGUGCUUUGAGCUCAUGGCAGCCACUCAUCUAUUUCUCAGGGUGCAAUAAAAGUUAUUCCAUGCCCCGUUGUUUGGCAAGUACUUGCAGUAGGUCAGGCUGUGUGUGCCACUCAGCACAAACUCAGCAUUUGCUUCAGGAAAGAGGACCCCAAGGACCUCAAGCAGUGGGCCUUGAUUUAGAAAAGGGAGAAAGGAAUAUUCCCAUUCUAUUUUGUUUGUAAACUGUUAUUCUGCUGCUUCAGGGGAAUGCUCAAUUUUUAAAAUAUUGUAGGUGUAGUGUAUAUGAUCCCGAGCAGACCAAGAACAAAAAUACAACUGAGCAUCAACACAGACAGAAUUAAGGGUGGAUGAGUCUAAGCUUUGGUUUCCCCAUUUUUCCAUUCUUAAAUUCAGUUUAUCAAAACUUCUGCCUCACUGUUAAAAAAAACACGUUAAUUUUUUUGUCAGAAUUUUAGUGUGAAUCUCCUAAUUACACAUUUUUGCAAGCAAUUUCCUGGAAUAAAAUUAUUUGUUCUACAUUGCUAUCACUAAAAUAUGUACCCUUAUGCUCACGUAGCCCUAAUAUGCUCAUUUAUCUAUGCACCACAAAAUUUAGAAAAGCGUGGUUUUCCAAAGAUAUUUGUAUUUUGGUCUGCAUCUUGUUUGAGGAUGUGCGAAAUAAGUGGGCACUCCUUAAAAUGUGCACCACCUGCGUUUUGUUCUCAUACCUGCAUUAGUGUGGGCUGCAUGGCUCUCAUGUUUUGCCUCUGGUCACCCACUGUGUGAAAGAGGAGCCGGGACUCAGCUGGCCUCCUGCCCAAUCCAACAGCUGGGCUCUUCCUAUGCUCUGGCCGGACUGUAUCUCCAAGCUGCCAAAUGGAAGGCAACCAAAUGUACUGUAUGUAUGUGUGGUCUUUGUAUCUAGCCUUUCCUCCAAAGAGCUCAGGAAGGCACUUGGAAGGCGCUCCCCACCCUCAUUUUACACUCACCCCAUAAGCUUUUGGCUUUUCUACACUUGCCUUUCCUCCACGCUUUCCAGGUGCUUGAAAGCUCAGUAUUCGAGCGCUCCCCCCCCCUUUUUUCUCCAGAGCUUUCCCUGUGAAAACCUGCCCUUUAAUGCUGAAUUGGAGCAAAUGGCUUUCCCUGGAAAACCCAAAUUGCCGUUUGUUGUGCUCCAGUUUUAAAGAAUGGGUUUUCAUGGGGAAAGUUUAAGGGUGAAAUAAAGAGCACUUGGACACUGAGCUUUCAAGCGCAGACCUGUGCCUUGAAAGAGCUGGGCAAAAGGUUAGGGUGGCUCAGCCCUUUGUGUCUCUGUGUGGGGUUAAACCUCCAGCCUCACCCACUUCAAUCCCAGACUCCGCCAUGCGCUUUGCCUGUGCAGAAGUUUCUCAUGCCACCCCCCUCUCCCCACAACAGGGGCACUGUGCCAAAGUGUCUUCCAUCAACGACAGGAGCGACUGGAGGACGGUGCACAAAGCUUUCACUGUCAUUGACUUCAAAGCGAGAGACCUUGAGGUACAGACAAAGGGGGGGCAGGUGAAGGGGGCGUUGCUUGGAAGUGGGCCCCUGCUUAGUGAUGGAAGGAAACUGGAAUCCCUGUAGAAGCCAGCAAGCUUUUUUUUGGUCAAGAGCUGAGUGGAGCAUAGGGAGCUGCCUUGCAGGGCAACAGACCACUGGCCAGCUGAGCUCACUAGUGCCUGCAAACUGGCAGCUGCUCUUCAGGGUUUUGGGCAGGGUCUCUGCCUGGAGAGGCUGAGCACUAAGCCAGGGACUUUCUACCAGAGCCAGGAAGCCAUGCUACUUCCCCUGCAUGUAAAAUGAGAUUCUGCUCCUCACACUUAUAAGUUGGAUAUGGCUUGCUCAUGAGCAAGAUGGCUGCGUAGCCCUGAGGUCUUUGUCCCUGAAAAACUAAAUAACUAAUGAAACAAUAACAUUUAUGGGCAUUAAAGUACCAGUUGACCUGGAACAAACUGGGGAUGAAGCAGGAGGCUGAAGCAUGCCUGGCGGACCAUCCAAUGGUUCUGAACACUUUAGCAAAGAAGAAACGGGCAGGGAGUACGGUGGGGCUCACAGCAACAAGGUCAUGAAGUUGAAAAGUUAUCUGUCACGGGAGGGAGCCUGAGCAACACAGUUCAGUCUCUUGUGAAAAGCAUUAGCAGAUGGCAGACGACCCUUUGAGUCCCUUCCAACUCUUCCAUUCUAGGAUUCUGUCCACAAAUGAACAGAACUCUAAAUGAAGUUCAUGCACAAAUCAAAGAGCAAGUGAGGAAGGAGGAAUCAAACUGUGGUUGGAAGGUUGGAAGUGGUGACUAAGGAACUCUGUGUAAAGAGGGAGGAGCAGCUGAGCAAAGGCAGUGGGCCAACAUUUGGGUGAAGGGACCUCUGAAUUAGAAGAAGGGACUAAGAAGUCCAGAUGGAGGGCACUUAAGGGAACUUACUCUCCAGUUUUAAAAAUGCACUGUUGAAGAAACCAUAUACCUGGUGUUGAGAAACCUAUAGGAGCUGAUCCAAAUUUCCCUAUCAAACCUAUCACAGACACACUAGGAAAAGUGGGCGUGCACCCUCAUCACUGUAAGAAACAAAGUAAGAAGGCAGGCCGAAAGAGAGUGGACACGGAUCAACAGCAAUGCAACCAAGUAGGAGCAAGAGCUCGUUGCUCUGAGAGAGCAGGGGGCUGGACUGGGCAUUGGCCGGAUCCAGGAGGGCUCUUCUGUUCUGCAGCAUGGCAGGUGCAGGGCAUAAAUUGGAAGCGAAAUGCCCUUUCUGAGGUUAUCUAAUAUGUGCAGACUGGAGUGAUACCCACUUCAGCCUCUGAAGAGGCAGUUGGUCUGCAAGGGUUCUGCCAGCCAUGCGUAGUUUGUUCUUCUGCUGCUCACCCUUUCUUGUGCUCACCUGACUCUUUGUGUCCGCAGAACCUCUUUGGAGUAAUUGCCAGUGUCCUGCAUCUGGGAAACAUCCAGUUUGAGGAGGAUAGCAAUGGCCAUGCCAUCAUCACUACUGGCUCCCAGAUCAAGUGGAUCUCAAAGGUACCUGCCUGGUGGGGGUGGCAGGUGGGAGCAGCAGCUUCCAGUGGAGUUCCUCGUAGGUUCUUGCUAUUCAUUUGCAUCCACAUGAUGCCAAAUCAUCAAAAUGCCAUUCUGUAUUCCUCCCCCAUUUAAUCCAGCUUUUAUCCACUUCAGAUGGUGAAGGAACCCACCCUCUGGUAGGCUCACCUGCAUUGAACCUCCUUUUCUGCCCUUGCCAGCUGCCUGGUAAUUUAGGAAGCAGCAAAAACAUACUACCAGAAGAAUAUGUUUUUCUGUCACUUCAACAUGGCAUUUGCAUUUCAGGAGUUGCGUCCCCUCCAACCGCUAGGUGGUACUUGCCAUUUGGCUUCAGUUGAUUGCCCUUACCAUGUAAAAAGGUAAAGGGGACCCCUGACCAUUAGGUCCAGUUGUGACCAACUCUGGGGUUGCAGCGCUCAUCUCACUUUACUGGCCGAGGGAGCCGGCGUGCAGCUUCCGGGUCAUGUGACCAGCAUGACUAAACAGCUUCUGGUGAACCAGAGCAGCACACAGAAACGCCGUUUACCUUCCUGCCGGAGCAGUACCUAUUUAUCUACUUGCACUUCAUGCUUUCGAACUGCUAGGUUGGCAGGAGCAGGGACCGAGCAACGGGAGCUCAGCCCAUUGCGGGGAUUCGAACCGCUGACCUUCUGAUCAGCAAGCCCUAGGCUCUGUGGUUUAACCCACAGCGCCACCCACGUCCCCUUACCAUGCACACCACCAUAAUUAAAUCUCUGCCUUCACUUAUGUAAGGAAAACAUCAGAGUCUGUAUUUGUGUUCUCUGCUUAACUGUGUUUCACUUGAGGCAUCAAGACAGAUUUGGGUAACACAACCAGAUUUUGUGUUUUCAAAAAUGGAGCAGCCAUUGUUGCUUCAUCCCAGAAUCCUACCUAGGUAUAGCCUGAUACAGUCUGCAUUCUCCAUCUUCAGAUGAUACUGAGCAGAAUUGGCCCAGGACAUUUUGCUGCUUGAGGCAGAAUUCCCAGCUGCCCCCCUGCCUCCUCCUCCUCUGCCCCCACCACCUGGGGAAAAGAAAAAAGAAAUGGAGGCUGGAGAGAAGCAGUGGCCUCAGGUGGCAGAUCCAGGUCCAAGGAGCACUUCCUGUCUCACCUGAAAAGAAUUAUGGAGAACUCUAAAGCUUGUACAAAAUCUUGGUUGCUCCUAAUGAAAGGCACUGCUAGACUUUGAAAUUUAAGGUCCAUUUCCCCCCUCUUUCUUUCUAGCUUUUGGGGGUCCACUUAUCAAUUCUGCAAGAGGCCCUAACUCACAGAAAAAUUGAAGCCCGGUUUGAAGAGGUAUGCUAACAAGCUUUUCCUGAUUUGCUUGCAAAGAACUGAAGUAGCCAAUUCACUAGGUGACCCCACCCUUGUGCUCUUCCUCCCCAAAGGUUUUAAGUCCAUUGGAUGUUGACCUGGCCUUUUACGCUCGAGAUGCAGUGGCAAAGGCCAUUUAUGGGCGGACAUUUACUUGGCUGGUCAACAAGAUCAACAGCUCUUUAGCAAACAAGGUGAGUCUCUUGCUGUAGCUAAUACAACGUGACCCUUUGAAACAUUUUUUUAAAACCAUGUUUGCAGUUGGCAAUCCGGCAGUCGUUCCAAGAUAACUGUUCCUUCUUGGAGCCAGUCUGUGAGAGACGGGCCACAUCCCCCUCUCUGGGUCCCGUGCUGACUGGAGAAGGGAGGCCUGGCCAGAACAGAGUGUAUUCUUCUGCAUAGCCCACCUUUCCCCCUUAAACAAUGGAUAAAGGGGCAGCCAGAUAGGAAAAGUCCUUUUAUUUACUUAUUUACCCAUCUAUAGGCCACUUAACUUACUACAAAAAAUCCCUCUUUGAGCAACUCACAAUAAAAAGCUAAAAGCUCUGGAACAUACAUUAACACAAAAAUAUAUCUACAAAUAUCAAAAAUAUCAAAAUUACUGAGCACUGUAAUCCAAAGUUGUAACUGAGUUUUAUAACUCUGGAUCAUAGUGCUCAAUAAGCCAAUAUUCUGAUAACUUAUUCUUUAUUAUAAAUUGAUUUUUAUAGAAAUUUUCUUAGACAAAUAAGAAAUACAUAAUAGUAAACACAACAUAUAUAACAAAACUUUACUCUGAACUUAGUCCCAGUACUACCUGUUGAUAAAGAGAAUAAGAAAAUUGAUGCAACCAGGGACAUAAUAAUAAUAAUUUAUUUAUUUAUACCCCGCCCAUCUGCAUAUUACAAAAUGAGGUAAUAUGUAGAAACAGUAAUCUGGAAUGUCAAAGGAAGUCAUUUAUAUGUUUUUAAGCAAAGGCCCAAAGUGUUUAGGUAUACUACCUGCCCAUAAUGGACUCAGAAGAUCCGUGGAGGGUGAGGAGGACUGCUCCCUGUAGGCUUAAAAAUAUAUAGAGAAAAUUUGACAAAUGGAAACCAAGUAACUGAAAAUGAUGUUUUGGAUUUAAUCCCCCUAAGUUGUUGUUGUUGUUGUUGUUUGCUUUGCUUGGCAGGAUCUCACCAGGAAAACUGUGAUUGGGCUGCUUGAUAUUUAUGGCUUUGAGGUUUUUGAGACAAACAGGUAAGUUACUCUUGCUCUGGUCACUUCCAGGCUUGAUUAGUGCAAUGUGCUUUAUGUGGGUCUGCCUGGAAACUUUGGGCUGGUCCCCAUGUGCUUCUGGUCACAGCAUUUACAAAAAAACCUGACUUAUGCGUAUUGAGACCUAAAGGAGGAGAACAUCUUUUGCAAGCUCUUCCACUUCCAAUUGCUCAGGGUGGUUUUCCUUAAGGGCCCCUGGUGAAAAAGUAAAAAUGAAAUAAAUUUAAAAUCCCUGUACAUGGAAAUCUCGCAUAUCAGUGGUGGUGGACUGCCCUUUGUUGGAGGUUCUUAAAGAGAGAUUGGGUGGCCAUCUGUCAGGAUCUCUCUAGCUGUGAUUCCUGACUUUCAGGGGGUUGGACUAGAUGACCCUUGGGGUCCCUUCCAGCUCUACAGUUAUUGGAUUCUCUGACAUUGGACUCCUUGUCCCUGACAUGGCAGGUGGGGUGGGGGGAGGAUUAGAAGAGUUGUCAGUCCUAUGAGACCCCACCCCCCACCCAGCAGUCUUAAAGCAGCUGCAGUGCAGAAACGGGUUUACCCUCGUUAGCUCCUGUUUGAGAAUUAAAUGCCCAUAUUUUUCAAAUGACUUUUCUGCACUUGGAAUUUCCUCUCAAGUUUUGAGCAAUUCUGUAUCAACUACUGCAAUGAGAAGCUACAGCAACUGCUGAUAGAGAUGACCCUGAAGGCUGAGCAGGAGGAGUAUGAACUGGAGGGCAUUGAGGUAAAGGCCGCACCCCCCCCCCCCAAAAAUAUUCCUUAUUGCCUUCCUGGUCUGUCGUCAGAUCCUUCCUUAAGAUAAAACACGUAUUUAAGUACAUGUGGAUCGAAUGAAAUUUCAAAUAAACACAGGUGAAGUUGACUUAGAUGAUCUGGUCAUUCAUGAUCUGUCCAUCACUGGCCUUCCAGAUGUUGGAGGAUUUCAGCUCCCUACCAUUGCUGGAAAUUGGUCGGGACACGGGUCCCCCAUACCCCAAACAGCCAAAACAGGCGUUGCCAGUUGUCAAAGCAAUAUCCAAACCUGCUGAAUGUGUCUGCCAGAGGGGGAAGUGGGAUGGGCACAUCACAAGCAGAGACCCCACUUUAGUUCUCUGAAGAGCCUGUUGCUCCUGUUUCUGCCAAUCCUUGCAUAGCCCAAAUAGGGCAUGGAGAUGGGGGACAUCGGUUUUGGGAGACUCUCAAGGUUUGCAGAAGCAGAAAAGAAAAUCCUCAAGGUAGGCAUCGCCCCCCCGAAGCAACUAAUGAGGUUUGAGGGUGCCCAGUGUGGCCAUGGAAUGCCAAGGUAAGGGCGCUUUAGCGGGGUGUAUGUGGAAAACAAGGUGGGAGGGGGUAACAUGGAAUGAAGCGCUUGGAAACCCAAACAGGAGUGCCUCAUACGGCAACAUUUUGCUGCAGCUCACCCCUUGUUAAUCUUCUCCAGCCCAGAGGGAGUUUAAUUCCUUGUUUGAAUUCUCUGUCCAAAUCUCACCUCAGUUCUUCAGCCUCAGAUUGUCCCAAGGACUCCUGUCCCCAAAAUAGCCCGUCCCCACACACCUGGAUCUCAGAGAUGCUUUUGCUGAUGGAAAAGUUAUGUGCAUCAGGUGUGACUUUUUAAUUUUGCAGGAAGCCCUCUUGAGUCUCUGUUUUUGCUUCUCAUUCCAGUGGGAGCCAAUCCCUUACUUCAACAACAAGAUCAUAUGUGACCUCGUGGAAGAGAAACACAAGGGGAUCAUUUCCAUACUGGUAAGAGAGAAGAUUCAUGUUUAAAAGUUUGAAAUGUUUAAAAGUCGUGGCUUCCUGCCAAAAAUAUACUGGGAAUGGCUAGGGAGUUUCUAACGGAGAAUUAGUCGCACACCCUUCCAAAACUACAGCCCCAAAGUUUCUUUCUGAGUCGGGUGCAGCAGUUAAACCAAUUUCAGCCAGGUUUUAGUUUGGUGGUGUCAACACCCCAGGGAUGCCUGACUGCCUGGGAUCUACAUCUUCUUUCUAGUCAUGUUAGCUCAGUUGGUAGAGCAUGAGGAAAGAGCCCUCGAGGGCAUUUCCUGCAUCUUCCAGCCUUCAGGAGCGCAACUGCCUCCAAUGGUGGGCAUUAGCCGUUCUCCUGCUCCUCCUCCUCUUCCUCCUUCUCCAUGGACGAAGGACUUGUACUCUCACCCCCAGGAAACCACCAAAGUGGUGGGUUUUCAGGGAUAAAAGGAGUUAUUCAAGAAUGGAUAACUUUUCGCAUGCCUCCUUGCCUGCUGACAGAGAAAUGGAGCCAAAUGAUUUAUAGAUGGGCAACCUGAGGCCAGGACUCUCAUUAGUGGAAACUUCAUCAGACUUGGCAGUGGCCCAGGGAGACAUUUCAAUCUGUCCUUCUCAGAAGCACUUGUGGCUUGUGGGAUUUUGCAUCCUGGGGAACUGGACCGGAGGGGAAUAGAGGUCAGCUCUGAGCCCCCUUCCAAACCCCAGCUCCCAGAAUCCUUUGGGGGAACCCCUGACUGUUUGAAGUGGUGUCAUGGUGAUUUAAAUGUAUGGGGAGAAUGUGCCCCCCCCUGAAGAAAUCCAGUUUUGGCUAGCUGAAGAAUAGGCAAGACUUCUCAUAUUCCUUCCUGUGUCAGGAUGAAGAAUGCCUGCGGCCCGGAGAAGCGACAGACCUGAGCUUUCUGGAAAAGUUGGAGGAGAAAGUAGGAGACCAUGCCCACUUCGUGACGUAUGCACCUACGUUCCGUAACGUCCCCCAGAGGAGACCUGCUUCCCACAUGCCCUUCCCUUCCUUGGAGAGCCCUUCUUUGUUCAGAGCACCCCCUAGCCCUGCCCAGCCCACCUGGCUCUUCUCUUUGACCCUGAGGGAGGUGCAAAUGUGCUGCCCCCCAGAACGGAAAGGUUUUGACCUCUUCUCUUUCUGUCUCCAGGCGGAAGCUUGCUGACCAGAAGACGCGGAAAUCCAUUGACUGGGUGGACUUCCGCCUUCUUCACUAUGCCGGAGAGGUGACCUAUUGCACUGUCGGUGAGAAAGCAAGAGCCCAGCCUCUGCUGGCUUGGAGGUGCCACGUUGGUGGUGGCACCAGACCAGACACACCAAGACCAGACCAGGUUAAAGAGUGUCGGAACUAAUCCCUAGUGACAUCCCAUGAAACGGAAUGUUGGAAGAUUCAGGACAUGUAAAAAGAAGUACUUCUUCACGCAACACGUAGUUAAACUAUGAAACUCCCUCUCACAAGAGACGGGGAUGGCCACCAACCUGGGUGGCUUUCAAAAAGCGUUGGGCGAAUUUGGAGCAGGAGGUUUUGGAUGGCUUCUAGCUACAAUAACUAUUCUCUGCCUCCACAUUCAGAGCCAGGCAUGCCGGGUUCUGCCCAACAUUGUGGGUGCCAGACGGAUCCCAUUGCAGCCACAGCAGGCCCCGCUGGGCUUUUUGGAAGGCGUAGCAGGCCCCAUUGGGCUUCCUUCUGUUAUGUAGGGCUGCACAAUAUUGAGGGGGCCUGGCCCCCUCAUGGAAAAUUUUUGGGGGAGCUCAGCCCCCACAGCCCCACAGAUAUGGCUCCCCUGGUCAGAGGCAGUGUUGCUGCCAAACGCUGCUUGCUGGUUUCCCACAGGCAUCUGAGUGGCCCCUGUGAGAACAGGAUGCUGGGCUAGAGGGCCCCCGCUGGCCUGAUCAGGAGGCUCAUCUGAUGUUCUGACAUUAACUAGCUACAUCUAGCACACGACGUUUAAUCCUCGGGCUAAAUUUCCAGUAACUCUCUUGGGCUGCUGGAGUGAAGAAAGGAGGAGUUCAGUCCCACAAGAUGUGGGGUGGGCAUCAGUUUGGGAUUUGCUUCACAGAGAAGACAACUAUCAAUGGCUCCUAGCCACUAUGAUUCUAUUUUUGUGUGUGUUUUAAUUCACUUUCGUUUCCCCACCCCACCCCACCCCAAUUCCAGGAUUCUUGGAGAAAAAUAAUGACUUGCUGUACCGGAACCUUAAAGAGGUAAACACAUCUUUUAAUUAUGUUAAUUUGUUUGGGCUUCUAUCCUGUCUUAUUUAUGAGACAUGAAUGGCUAAUUUAAAUAGCAACAUGGGCACAUGUUCUUACAUAUACAGUGGUACCUCGGUUUUUUAACGUCUCGGAAGUCGAACGUGCCAUGCGUCUUCCGUAUUGAGUUUUACGGAAGUAAGUGCUUCUGGAAGUAAAUGUUCAGUUUUCGAACAUUUUGGAACUUCAACGGUCUUCUGGAAUGGAUUACGUUAAAAAACUGAGGUACCACUGGAUAUUUAAAUACACAAACCCAGUACAUAAAUAAUACACAAAUUAUUUCAUGUAAAACAAAGGAUGUUUUAGGGGUCUGGUGUCUGGUCUGGCAACAACAGAUAAAACUACCUGAUUAGAGAUGUUAACGGAAAAUCUGAGGGCUCCCUUGGACAAAAACAAAGACACCAACCAGAGCAAUUGGAAGCAAAUCAGCAGCCAGUAGGCUUGGUCUUUAUUGAAGAAAAGACUGUUGCAACAGGGUGUUCCCCUCACUUGCAGGAGAGAGGAAAGACCCAGAAAGGUGGUGUGCAAGACCUUAUAAAAACUUUUGAAAUUCCCAUCCUCUAGGUCAAGCCCACCCCCAGAAACAUCAUGCAUACAUUACAGAAAGGAGGGGUUGAGGGAGGAGUUGUGGUGGUAACCUGAGUGUCCUGUCACCUGGCUGGUUCCUCCUUUCCUCCCCCCGGCCCAUGAGUCACUUCCAGGAGACAAAGGGAGUUGGCAGUUUCCUGCCCCCAGAGGGAAGAUCUGAUCAUUGUCCUUUGUUUCAGUCCAUGCUGAAUCCACUCCCAUAUGCAAGUUCUUUGUGAUCUUGAUGGUCUUCUGUCUAGGACCAUCAGGGUUGGCAUAGCAACUGGGCCGGGCUCCUGUGGAUGUGCUGGGAUGGUGAAGGGAUUAUGGCUGACCAGAACCCAGCCACCCCCCUUUGAUAGUCCUUGUCAUAUGGAGUAAAAUAAAAAUGGAACAGUGCAAAUCCAAUGUAUGGUUGAUUUUUCUAUGAAUUUAUAACAGAAGUGUGGCAUAUGUAGUGUGUGAGUGUGAGUGUGUGAAGUUUGUAUAAACUGAAUGAUUGGGGUGGGGGGGUUCCUGCUACAGAGAUAAGUAGAGAGAGUUUGGGGGUGACCGCCCCCCCGGAUCUCCCCCCCCCCUUAUAGGGUAGCUAGAUUUACUGUGUAGUGCAGUGCUGGUGGUGGACCCCCUCCCCUCUCUCCUCUCCAGCAAUCUUAAAUUGCCCCAAAGCAAACUUGAAACAUGAGCCAUGGUCUGGAGAGGAGACCCUUGGAAGCCCCAAGUGAGCCCCCGUUGCGAAUCUGUCCUUGGAUUCCUCCUCCUCUCCAGUCUCAACAGCAGCCAGUCUGCAUUCUGUGGGCACUGAAGACCCCAGCCCUCUUUGGAGACUGUUUUGGGAUGCUCCCCCCCCCCACGCCUUUCUUUUGAAAAAAAGAUUUGCAAGCCUCAGGGAUUUCCCUCCACCCAAGCUGCUGGGUGCUGCUGUUUUGCCUGCCUAAACAAUGGCACUCACAACUGUAGCAUCAGGAGUAGGAGGAAUGAUAGGUUUUAUAGUGUGAGGCUCUCAACGUGUGAUAAUUCUGGCGACUUGAAAGGAGAAUCCACGAUGUUCUGAUGGGAAUCCUCUUGUUUUCUAAAGUCAAAGCUUGGGUUAUGUUUCGUUUUAACAGCAAGAUCUGACUUGGGAUUUGCAAAUUUUCCAUGCCCCCCCCCAAAAAAUGUCCAUGAUUUUUAAAGGAGGUGUAUUUUCUCCAGCUUCCUGUGCCCCAUGCACGUCUAGAAAUUUUGCGUCAUUUCCCUCCCCCAGCAAAUUUUGAAUAGGCCCCCCGUGCUCUGAUCUUCCCAGUGACUUUGCUUUAUUUUCAUUUGAUCCCAGGUGCUGUGCAGGUCGAAAAAUGGGAUCCUCAGAGAAUGUUUCCACCUGACGGAGCUGGACAACCGAAGGAGGCCUGAGACUGUGAGUUUAUCCCAGGCAUAGGCAACCUAAGGCCCAUGGGCUGGAAGUGGCCCAUGGGGGUUGUUUAACCCGCCCAUGGACCCCCACCUCCCACUCGGUUGGCUCCUGUGUGCUGCACUAAACUGGCGCGGAGCAGAGCGGGGACCACCUUCUGCAACACUGGGCGGCUUCCCAUUGGCUGCAGGAAGCUCCUCUAGCCAAUGGGAAGCUGCGCACGCCUCUUCCGCGUCGGAAGGAGCGCUGGAAAUGGUGUCUGCAGGAUCGCGAACCGGCCCAUGCCCCCAAAAUGUUGCUGACCCCUGGUUUAUCCUAUACAUUUGGGCCUAGAUGUCAGGGCUGAGCUUGAUGCAAGCUUCAAGUGACGUAGCUUGAAACUUCAACAGUUUUGUGGAAAGUGGUGGGGAGGGGGGGCCUUAAUUAAAAAAAAACCUUUAUUGCCUUUGCUAACAACUGAAAAGUGCAGUGCCAUAUGCAAUGCAAACAAACAAUAAAUACUAAGGGAAAGACAUACCAAUAUAAACUGAGACAUCCAUAUUUCCCAAGGUGGCAUGGAUGGUGAAUGCGGGGGCAUUUGAGUCUGAAGCACAGGAAAUAAAAUCCAGCCAGAUGACAUGAAAGUGCUCUGGAUCCUCCACCUCCCUGGAGGCACGCAGCUUAUGUGUAAUUUUUUCCUACAAUAGCCUGAGUCCCUAAGUUCUUAUACCACAAGGACAAAUGUAGAUCCCCUCCCCCGGGGGGGUUUAAUUGCUGAGCUUUUGAAAUGCCAGCAGCAUCUAACAUCCACGUCAAAAGCUCUUUUGGGAGACAAGCUUUCAUGUUGUUUCGGAAUAUGUGGAGAGACGACAGUUGUGGGGAAGCCAGGGCACGUGGUUUAAGAUAUUUCUUCAUAUGCUUGAGAUCAAAAUAUAGUGGUACCUCGGCUUAAGAACUUAAUUUGUUCCGGAGGUCUGUUCUUAACCUGAAACUGUUCUUAACCUGAAGCACCACUUUAGCUAAUGGGGCCUCCCGCUGCUGCUGCGUCGCCAGAGCAUGAUUUCUGUUCUCAUCCUGAAGCAAAGUUCUUAACCCGAGGUAUUAUUUCUGGGUUAGCGGAGUCUGUAACCUGAAGCGUAUGUAACCCGAAGUACCACUAUAAUGAAACCAGAGGGCAUUCCCACCACAGAUGGAAGGAUGUCCCCAGAACUCACAGUCCCACCAGCAAUCCUGUAUUAAUUGGAGGGGGACACUUUUAUUUUUACAUUUUUAUGAUUUGUCCUUGCAACUGUACUUCCUAGGUGACAUUCUGUGUAACUGUUUUGAAUGAGUCCUUUCUAUUUGCUCAGGUGGCAACUCAGUUCAAAAACAGCCUGGCUAGUUUGAUAGACAUCCUCAUGUUGAAAGAACCUUCCUACAUUCGAUGCAUUAAACCCAAUGAUGACAAAGCGGCUGGUAAGGUUGUCUCUGGGAACUCAGCAGAAGGGUACAUUGUGUUAAUAAUAAUAAUAAUAAUAAUAAUAAUAAUAAUAUGCAAAGCUCUUUGCUCUGGCUGGCAGAGGUCUGCGGUGAUGGGGACCUGUUCUAGACCUACUAACCAGAAAACAUUUUAGCUUAAGAUGCAACCAUAGGGUCAAGCUUCCCUUCCUCUUCAACUUCUAUCCUUCCCCACAAAAUGCCCAAUACUAUAAUUGGAAUAAGGAAAGGCAGGACGGGGGGGACUUUUAAAAGAAGUAAGAAAUGCAGUUCCUCCUUGGCAUAACUGAGUGCAUGUCUGGGUUUUCCCACUGAGAGGAUCUCUGGGAGAAUAUAUAUUCUUAUUGGAUUGAGGGGUUGUUUUGGAUGAUUUCUUUGGGUCCCAACCAACCCUGUGGUUUUGUGCCUGCAAGACUGUAGUUUGUAGGGACUGCUGCAAUGAUUAGCCCAGAUAGUGGCCGUAGCCAGGCCAGCAAACACUCCAUUUACAUGUCUAAAGAGCAGGUGAAGGACAGAUGUGUUGCUACGGGCACAAUCAGCUUGCAAUGCUCUUUCAGAAAUGGCGUAGGGCUCCACCUCCGUCAUCUGGCUGGAUGCCACAUCAUCCUGGGGUGGGAGAAGAACAAGCCAAGGAGCUAGUCUUUCUUUUUAUCCUGGACUGAAGCUGGAAGCUGGAAAGGAGAGGCGUGACUUGCUCUGUGUGCAGAAGCCAAAGCGAUGGCUUGAGGGGGGCACCCCUAGAAACCUAACAGGGACGUGAGAUCUGUUGGGGUAUUCAUGCUGUGAGUCUCUUGGUUUUAUGCUUGGGUUGUAUAUAUGUGUGUGUGAAUAAAACCAUAUAUCCUAAAGACAAUACAGUCUCUAGUGACCUCCAUUCCAAGGAAACUGAACCCUGGGUAACGAUAGGCACCAUCCCAGUCUCCAGGUGGUGAGAAUCCAGCAGUUUCCAGCCACUCGCCCAGUUUUGGUUUCCUGGGAAUGGGGGCAGCAGACUCACAGCUUUGGAUCCAGCACAGAGCAGGCAAAUCUCUGCAUCUCUGUGUCCCCAGCUUCCAGCCUGCUUUCAGCUCAGCUGACACACACAACUCUGGCUGUUGUUCUGCUACCUAGCAGCCAGAGGAGGGGAGGGGGGUGAAGGAAAGCCUCUGGAGGGCACUGUCGCUUUGUUGUAGCUCUUGCAACCUUGCGUAUUCUUUGGGGAUACUUUGGGUCACUGUCUCACAAAGAAACUUGUCUGAUCAGUUCAGCAACCUACUCCAUUAGACUCCAGCCCUCGCUGGGGAUGGGGAUCCAAAAAAUUGGAAGGGACUCAGAGCAUAAUCCAGAAUCACCACCCCCCCAACAACCAUAUGUAUCUUAAUGGUGUAAAAGGAGAAGGGAGCUCAUGGCUUGGCCAGCCUCUUCCCUUGGGUCAGUUGCCUGCUCGCUCUCUCUCUCUCUCUCUCUCUCUCUCUCUCUCCUAACUUAAAAGUUUGCACACAGCGGCAGAGGAAGCUGCUCUGGUGCCUGGGACAACGCGCCCAGGGUGGGGCCAGCCGCCCAUAGGGGCGGUGCGCACCGCAGGGCCUCCAGAGUCUGCCUGCCUCCUCCCACUCAGCCGUCCUACAACUGGGGGGGAGGCAGUGGGCGGACUGUUUGGGCAGCGUGGAGCCUGUGUGUGCCCAAGUCAUAGAAUCAUAGAAUCAUAGAGUUGGAAGAGACCACAAGGGCCAUUGAGUCCAACCCCCUGCCAAGCAGGAAACACCAUCAGAGCACUCCUGACAUAUGGUUGUCAAGCCUCUGCUUAAAGACCUCCAAAGAAGGAGACUCCACCACACUCCUUGGCAGCAAAUUCCACUGUGGAACAGCUCUUACUGUCAGGAAGUUCUUCCUAAUGUUUAGGUGGAAUCUUCUUUCUUGUGUUUUUGGAUCCAUUGCUCUGUGUCCGCUUCUCUGGAGCAGCAGAAAACAACCUUUCUCCCUCCUCUAUGUGACAUCCUUUUAUAUAUUUGAACAUGGCUAUCAUAUCACCCCUUAACCUCCUCUUCUCCAAGCUAAACAUGCCCAGCUCCCUUAGCCGUUCCUCAUAAGGCAUCGUUUCCAGGCCUUUGACCAUUUUGGUUGCCCUCCUCUGGACACGUUCCAGUUUGUCAGUGUCCUUCUUGAACUGUGGUGCCCAGAACUGGACACAGUACUCCAGGUGAUGUCUGACCAGAGCAGAAUACAGUGGCACUAUUACUUCCCUUGAUCUAGAUGCCAUACUCCUAUUGACGCGGCCCAGAAUUGCAUUGGCUUUUUUAGCUGCCGCGUCACACUGUUGGCUCAUGUCAAGUUUGUGGUCAACCAAGACUCCUAGAUCCUUUUCACAUGUACUGCUCUCAAGCCAGGUGUCACCCAUCUUGUAUUUGUGCCUCUCAUUUUUUUUUGCCCAAGUGCAAUACUUUACAUUUCUCCCUGUUAAAAUUCAUCUUGUUUGUUUUGGCCCAGUUCUCUAAUCUGUCAAGGUUGUUUUGAAGUGUGAUCCUGUCCUCUGGGGUGUUAGCCACCCCUCCCAGUUUGGUGUCAUCUGCAAAUUUGAUCAGGAUGCCCUUGAGUCCAUCAUCCAAGUCGUUGAUAAAGAUGUUGAAUAAGACCGGGCCCAAGACAGAACCCUGUGGCACCCCACUAGUCACUCUUCUCCAGGAUGAAGAGGAACCAUUGAUGAGCACCCUUUGGGUUUGGUCAGUCAGCCAGUUACAAAUCCACUGAGUAGUAGCAUAGUCAAGACCGCAUUUUACCAGCUUCUUUACAAGAAUAUCAUGGGGCACCUUGUCAAAUGCCUUGCUGAAAUGAAGGUAGGCUUCAUUUCCCUUCAUCUACCAGGCUUGUAAUUCUGUCAAAAAACGAGAUCAGGUUAGUCUGACAUGACUUAAUCCCAGGAGAGACGUGUGGUUCAGGCCCCGCAGUGAGCGCCGCCUGGCAUUUUGUCACCCCCCUCAGUGGUGACACCUGGGGCAGACCGCACCCACCACACCCCCUUCCUCCGCCCCUGUUUGCACAUGUGCCCUCAUCCAGCUGGUAGCAAUAACCUCUUGUCCUUGGUGUGGGUUUUGUCUUUUGCAGACAAAUUUGAUGACUCCUUGAUAAGGCACCAGGUGAAGUACCUGGGCCUGAUGGAGCACCUGCGAGUGAGGCGAGCCGGCUUCGCUUACCGUCGGAAGUAUGAGCACUUUCUGCAAAGGUGAGGCCUAAAGCUCUCUCCCCACCCUUGUUUCCAGCAACUGGUAUUCAGAAGCAUCACUGCCUCUGACUCUGGAGGCAGGGCAGAGCUGCCUGCGUCACGGCUGGUUGGAGGCAGCAAGGCUUCUGAAUACCAGUUGCUGGAAACCAAAGAAGGGGAGAGUUGCUCUUGUGCUCCAGUCCUGCUUGGGGCUUCCCACAGAGGCAUGUGGUUGGCCUCUGUGAGAACAGGAUCCUGGUCUAGGUAGGAUAUUGGCCUGAUCCAGCAGGCUUUGAUUACAUUCUUACUUUCACUGCAUCAACUGCCCUAUAGGCAAAGUAAAGGGAGGUUUCAUGGACUGGUUGGUCACAGAGUUGUGGUGGGAGGAACCAGCUGGGGACCCCCAAGGGAAGAAGGUUUGGGGCCUGGGGAGUGGGGGUGGGACGACAAUGAGGGGUCAGAGGGAGAAGAGGGAGCAGACUGGCAGGAGGCGGUGCUGGAAGAGGCCACAGGGUUUGGUGAGCAGGAAGAGUCUGUGGCGGAGAGCGGUCCAGGCUCAGAGGCAGGAGAGGACGGGGCCCAGGAGACAGCGUUGAGAAGAAGCCGGGGAGUCUCCCCUUCUUGCUGUGACCAGUUCCCCUUCGCCACGGUCUAGAACACGCCAAGGAAAGAGAGAGAAGCAGACAGAGCCUUAAGCUGCUGGGGAAGGAACUGGGUGAGGAGCCUUAGAGAGCGGUGGGAAAGAGGGACCUUCAGCCCUUGCAAAUGCCUCAUGGGGGCAAGGGCUGCUGGCAGUCACCACUAGGCCUGCGCUGCUUUGCUUCUUUGAACAAAGAGUUAACUUCACUGAUACCGUGUUUUGCUUUGAGUACACUUGACUCCAGCUUCUGAGAGGGGGGUCAGAAGUGGGUCAGGAGAUUUGCUUGGAACACACUUUCCUUUAGUCCCUGAAUUUAUUUAUAAUUUUGUUUUUAGGUACAAGUCCCUGUGUCCAGAUACCUGGCCUUACUGGCAAGGGACGGCUGCCAAAGGAGUUGAGAAGCUAAUCAAGCAUAUUGGCUACAAGCCAGAAGAGUACAAAAUGGGAAAGUAAGAGCAACAUACAAAUAGGCAUUAGGAUAAAUUGCUUGCAAAAAUGUGUACAUUGGGCAAAAUAUUACAGAAGAGUGUCUGUUAGGAGAAAUGUGUGCUAAAAAUCUGGAAGUGUUUUCAUGAGGACUGCAAAUGGAUGUGGAAAUGUGGUGAACUGAACUUAAAAGGGGGAAAUUUUGUCCAUCUCUUCCUGGGAGUUCUUAAAUUUGGUGAGACCACCCUCAGAGCAAAUGAUAGAAUUUUGGGUGCCUGCAUCUCAUUGCAUGAUUUUCUCUUGUUUAGGACCAAAAUAUUCAUCCGUUUCCCAAGAACACUGUUUGCCACAGAAGAUGCCUUUGAAUUUAGAAAAAAUCGGCUAGGUAUGUAAUUUGCCCACUUUUGAUCUUGCAAAUCCCCAAAAGUCAUUUUUAACUGAAUAUUUUGAUGCCACCUUGUUUCUGUGAGGGUUUGCCCUAGGCAGCAUCUGAGAAGACCACAGCCUUGCAGUUCACAUGGCCUGAAGGAAAUUUAGGAUUGCUAAAAGCAGGUGGAUUUUGCAACUAGGAAUGGAGGAGAAUUUUAUUUGGUCUGCAGUUUUACAUGAGCUGAUUUAAUUUGCACAGAUCAGAAUGUAAACAUCCUCCAGAUUUUGCACUUCUUUGGAUUUUUCAGUACAGCUCUUGGCUAAAGAUAUAAACAAAAAUCCACGUAAAAUGCAUUUUUUAGGAUAAAGCGUUUAGAAGUGUGUGCCUUGACAUACAAUCCUUGUUUAGAUAGGUAUUUUGCAAUGGAAUGUGUAAAUUGAUUUUUUGUGCAGAUUUUUUAAAAAGGAAAUUUGUAGAUUACUUCAGAAAUUUAUGGGGAUGUCUGUUUGAAUCAGAGGCAGCAGCAGUGGAAGAGAUGGGACCUUCAUGGAGUCUAAUGCUUUGAACCCCUCCAUCAUAGGCUCAGGUUGCAUAUAUGUGUAAAUGAACCAUAUAUCAUAAAGACAGCACAGUCUCUGCUGGGACUCAUUGUCCAAAACGAAACGCAGACCCGGCUAAGUGCCUGGAACUCCCUUGCAUCCUGCUCUGCUGUGGAAAUUGAAGGUGGUGUGUGACAAUCUUCGUCUAUCUAUCUACCAACUAAUUGUUUUGUUCACCUCCUCAGCCUUCCCUCGACAUAGCCCCACCAGAAGCAUUUUAGGCUUCUGUCCUUCAAGGGUGGAGAACGAGUGGCUGGACUCCUGCUCUCAUCCUGCCCCUGACCAUUGUCUGCGCUGGCUGCCAGGGCGGAGGGGAGCUGGGAGCCCAGCAGCAUCUGAACAGCCGUCGCAAGUUGCCUGUCCCAGGUUUAAAACUAGACUUGGAAUGUAGACUUUCACCUCACAAAUACCGUACUUUUUGCCCUAUAGGAUGCACUUUUUCCCCUCCAAAUUGAAGGGGAAAUGUGUGUGCGUCCUAUAGGGCGAAUGCAGGCUUUCGCUGAAGCCUGGAGAGCGAGAGGGGUUGGUGUGCACCGACCCCUCUCGCUCUCCAGGCUUCGCACAGCUCUCCGCAAGCCAUGGGAGCCCGCGCUGGGCUCUCACGGCUUGCGGAGAGUUGCCUGCAUGCUGAAGCCUGGGCGCACUGAGCUCAGCGCGUCCAGACUUCGUGCGGCUCUCCGCAAGUCGCGGGAGCCCGGCGUUGGGCUCCCGCGGCUUGCGGAGAGUUGCCUGUUCUGGGGGCUGGGGUAGGGGGAAGCUCGGGCUCCCCCCCCCUUUAUUUCCCCCCCAAAACACUAGGUGCACCUUAUGGGACGGUGCGUCCUAUAGGGCGAAAAAUACGGUAUAUUUUCAGGGAAAUUUAAGCUCUGGAUUCCUGCGGAAGGUGGCAGACUCUCCUUCAUUGGAGGUUUUUUAAACAGAGCUUGGACGGCCAUCUGUGAUGGAUUCUUUAGCUGAGAUUCCUGCAUUGUAGGGGAUUGGACUAGAUGACUCUUGGGGAUCCCUUCCAACUCUACCAUUCUCUAAUUCCCAGCUGCUUUUCCUUUUCAGUUUCCAGAAUACAAGCCAAAUACAAAGGAUGCUUAGGGAAGCGUGAGUUCCAAAAGAUGAGGGAAGCAGGUAAGUAGCAGAUCUUAGCUGCAAAAACCCCAGGGGGAUCUUGCUUGGUUUUGUACCAAUUCGGGAUUUUUAAAUAAAAAAUGCAUUAUUUGGAAUUGAGACCCAAAACGUCUUUAUUUCAAAUGCUGGUUUCUAACAUUCAGCUUCUUGCUGCAAUUCUGAAUGUUACUAACGAACAUUAAUUUGCUGCAUAUUUAUUGAUUUGAUGUAAACAAUGGUUAGCCCCCUCUUCAGCUGGAAAGUGUCCCAGACUGCAGAGGCGGAGCAAGGUCAAGUGGUACCCAGCGUGGAAAUUUUUUUAUCACGCUCCCCCCAUUGACGGCUUGGGGUAGGCUUGGGCGUUCUGGGCGGGCAGCACACCGAAAGUCACCCCCCUCAGCAAUGACACCCAGGGGGGUCCGCCUCCCGCCCCCCUUCCUACGCCUCUGCUAGAAUGUAGCAGAAACAAGGUGGUCCCUGCUCUCAGGCUUACAGUUUAAUAAAAUAAAACUUGGCCCCCUGUUCUUAGUUACAAGUUCUUUUAGUGCCUAGAUGGAUUGGAAACGGGUCAAGGAGGGGGUGGGUAACUUUCCUUUCCUUUACAGAUUCCCAUUUCAGCUGGGACAUGAGCACUGGAGAACAUACUUGGGGUCUACUCUCCUGAAUUAAUUUCUUUGUUCAGCUUCUCUGUUUCCUAGUUUUCAGAAUAGUGCAGCUGAACAAAGAAAUUAAUUCAGUGUUUACUUGGGUCUUCAGCAAGAACCGCGCAUUGUUGCCCUCUGCUGUCUGUCCUCUGCCACAAUUAUGUGACAUUAUUAUUCAUUGAUAUUACUUACAAGCAGCUUCACAAUAAAAUAUUUAAAACUCUAUAAAAUAACUGUUAUGUUGAAGUGGGAAGGGGGGAACCUUUGGCCCUCCAGGCAGUGGCAUAGGAAGGGGGGUGCGGUGGGUGUGGGCUGCCCCAGGUUUCAUCACUGAGGCGGGUGACAAAAUGGCAAAAAUAUGUGUUUUUAAAAUAAAUAAAUAAAAUUUGGGCUCCCAACACUUUUUUUAAAACAACAACUCCUGCACCCCCCUUCCUACGCCACUGGUAGCCAGGUGAGGCGGGGGCACUGGGCUUCAUACCACGGGGCCUGCAGCGGGCCUGAGCCAUGCGUCUCUCCUGAGGGCGGACUGCCUGCAAGCUCCGCGGUGCUUUUUCGAGCAGCCUGGGGCUUGCGUCUGCCCACCACCUCAGCCGCCCUACAGCUGAGGGGGAGGCUGCGGAGGGGCUCCACGCAGCGCACCCUCCCUUGGCUCGCCCCGCCCCCAUGGGCAGCUUGCCCUGCCCCUGGCUGCAGGAUGCGUGCAUCGCACUGGGCACCCGAGCAGCUAAGCUAUGCUGCUGCCCCCAGCGGUUUCUGAACCGCACCUCCCAGCAUGGGGAUUCCAAAACCCUGAUGUUGGCCCUCGCACACACUUCAGAAAACUUUAUUUUUUAGAAAAGAUAGGGGGAAAGCAGGCAGAAGGUCGAAAUGGACCUCACAAUGAACCAGAGCACUGUGGCUCUAAAACUGGGCUAAACAUAGCCUAUUUGCCACACUGUGGUUGUUUGGUUUACUUACAAGUAGUCAACAAGGAUGGUCAAUUUUAUAGAAAGUCCAGUCUGGAUCCCUGAGGGUGGGAAGGCAGCUCAGCCUUUUAAAGUCUCUCUCCUGGGAGGGAGUGACUUCUGUCCCUUCCUGACCCGUGAGAACCCGAGUCAGUUGCUCAGGUCCCUCCGUCUCUCGGGUACUUAUGACCCCUCUUUGGCUUGGGAUGAGGAAAAAAGGAUCGUAUUUUUCUGUGUAUAAGACUAUGGUUUUUUUAUUAGAAAUAUAUGUUAAAAAUGGGGGGUCGUCCUACACACGGAUAGUGCAGAAGGGGGAUGGGUGAUUGUUGGCAGCUGUGAGCCGCAAGGCCUGCUGUUGAUUGGCUGCUGCAGCAAUUGGGCGGUCAUUUGGUGUUUGCUGGCGGCGAGCGGACAGAUGAUUGGUCAAGGCAUGCAAUUGGCAGUGGUGUUCAGGAGGGUGAGCGAUUGUCGGCAAUCCCCCCCACAAAACUCAACAACUCCUCCCCACAAAGCUUAACCAUUCUGGGCAAUCUCCCCCCAUUUCCUUAACUUGGAGUCCCAAAAAAUAGGGGUCGUGGCAGCUUGACUUGGAGGAAUGGUGGGGCAGGUCAGGGCUUUCGCAUCCCUCUUGGCAGCCCCUCUUUCUUCUUGCUCUGCCCUUGUGCAAAAGGGUCCUCUUGCCCCUCCAUGGUGACUCUCUCUGUUUCGCAGCCAUUAAACUGGAGUCCUGCUGGAGAGGAGUCCUGGCCCGGAAGCUGGCCAAAAAGAGGAUGUGGGCAGCCCAGACCAUCCGGAAGUAAGCUGGCUUGUUUGUUUGUUUGUUUCAUUCAAUUUACAUUGGAUUGCUGAAUUGUAAAGCAAAGCAAAACCUCAGAGUGGUUUACAAGAAGACUAAAACAAUGAAAUUAUCAGUAAAAUGGACCACUCCUGUAGGUACAUCAGAGGCUUCAUCCACCGGAAGCAACCCUUGAACCGCAAUAACAAGGACUUUGUGAGGCUUGUGCAGUACACCUACCUUAUGAAACUCAGAGAUCACAUCCCAAAGAACGUCCUGGACAAAAGCUGGCUUAAGCCUCCAGAGAUCAUGCAAGAGGUGAGAGCUGUUAGAACCUCCAUGUUCAGAGCUACUGUACCUGUGAAUGCGGGUCGCUGGGGAACAAGAGUGGGAGGGGGGCAGCUGCCUUUCAAGCCCUGCUUGCAGGUGUCCCGCAGUGCCUGGCUGGCCACUCUGAGAUGCUGGGCAAGAGGGGCCUUUGGUCUGAUCCAGCCCUUCUCAUGUUAGCUGAGGGCACUGAUGAAGGGCAGGAAUUUGAACCAAAGCUCAGCCGUCCUUUGGAAUCUGCAAUUCUCCAAAUUUUGCAAUGCAGUUCUCCAGCCAAGGCACAUGUAGGGAAAUAGGCAUAUACUAAAGUUUGGUGUUGGUCCAUGGGGUCACGAAGAGUUGGACACGACGAAACGACUAAACAACAACAACAAAGUUUGGUGUACACAAAGAUGCCUCUUCACUGAAAAUAGCACCCAAUAUUAUGUUAGAUGUGUAUGUAUAUAUAUUUAACAGAAAACACAAUAUGUACAUAUUUUGGCCAAACUGCUUGUAUAUGUUGGGAGAAAUUUGCACUAAAAUGCUGAGGAAUUGUCACAAGGACUUUCCUGGAAGGAGGGAAAGUGGAGAGUGGCUGGAAAAAUGCAAAACAGAGAGAAACUAAGAUUGGCAGAUUUGCCCAUUCCCAGGGCAGACUGAGAUCAAGCUGCAGGGGCCUUACGGAGCUGAAAUUCAGUGCUGUUUGCAGUCCCAAUAUGGCAUGGAAGGUCACAGGUCCCCCAUCACUGCUAAAAGCUUGCCUUAUCCCCAUCUUGCCUGGUGCCACCUGCUCUGACUGGCAGCUGCUCUCUCAAGCUGAAGUCUUCACUAGCCAGAAACCGGGACUUGAACCUGAGGCCUUCUGCAUGCUGCUUUAAGGCCCCUUCCCAAACAUCCAUCUUGUCCCACUUCAAAUGACAGAUUACACUCCCCCCCCUCUCAACCUAGACAUCUGAGUUCCUGAGAAAGAUCUGCACAAGAAACCUUGUCCGGAAAUAUUGCCGUGGCAUCACAGCACAGAAGAAGGCACAGGUAAAGUCUGGGCUUUUGAGUUUUUGUGGGGCUCAAUUCUUAAAAUGAACGGUGUUGGGAGCUGGAAUCUGUCCUGUGUACAUCCCCCUGGCUCCUAGUUGCAUCUACUGUUGUUGUGCUGACAGUGCACUCUGCAAAGGCUCAGAGGUGCAGAGGCUUGGGAGCUCUCAGAAGGGCCAAAGACCUCCACUGCAGCUCUCUCACAUAAUUAUUAUUAUUAUUAUUAAUUAAUUAAUUAUUUAUACAUACAUACAUACAUACAUACAUACAUACCCUGCCCAUCUGGCUGGGUUUCCCCAGCCAUUCUGGGUGGCUUCCAACAAAAUAUUAAAAAUACAAUAAAACAUCAGACAUUAAAAACGUCCCUCAACAGGGCUGCCUUCAGAUGUCUUCUAAAAGUCAGAUAGUCGUUUAUUUCCUUGACAUCUGAUGGGAGGGCGUUCCACAGCGCAGGUACUACUACCGAAAAGGCUCUCUGCUUGGUUCCCUGUAACUUAGCUUCUCACAGUGAGGGAACCACCAGAAGGCCCUGGUUUCCUUGUGGGGAAAGACCAGGACAGUUAAAAGCAAUUCUUUUCAUGGAAAAUCAAAUACUCUUGUGACAAGAGCUGCCAGAGGUUUGGGGUUUCUUCCAUUCCCCUGAGCCAGUAGUUUUCAACCCGUGUGCCAUGGCACCCUGGCGUGCCUUGAAUGAUGGCCAGGGGUGCCGCAGGCAACACUGGUCUCCGUCCCCCUUUCCUUCCCUCUCUCCUCUGAUGCCCUCUCAAGUCUCUGCCUCCCAAAGGCUUGCACAGCUGUUUGUUGCACCAGCCCUAGCUACAAGCUCCAUGGGCAAAAGGUGCCUCUGGGGCUGGCCAGGGGGUGCUGGUUGUCAGGAGUUGAGGCGGCCUCUGAGUAAGCAAGCAAGCGGGCCAGGGAGCCUAGCCAGGCAGUCCGCCAGCUGUUGGGAAUGGACAGACAGGUCCCAGGCCCCUGUGGGGCAGUGUGAGGAGGCCCCUCUCUUUGGGGCAGGGGGGGGGCAGCUCAGAGACCAGGGGACUCCUAAGGAGAGGAGAGGAAUACUCCACAAAGGAGGGUGUUCCCAAAAGGGUGAGAGGCUGCUAGCUCUGGAGGAAGGGGUUACAUAACUGGGCUCCUGAGCCCCAUAGGGGUGCCACCGAAACAAUGUAGUUGGUAAAGGGAGCUGUGGACUCAAAAAGGUUGGAAACCUCUGCCCGAAGCAUAUGUUUAAAGUGCAUUCCCACAGAAUCCUGGCAACUGUCAUCUGUUAAGGAUGCUGAGCAUUGCCAGGAGUCCGCUAUUCCCCUCACAGAGCCACAGUUCCCAGAGUUCCCUGGGAGGGACUGAUUGUUAAAGCACUCUGGGAAUUGUGGGGGGGAAUAGGGCUUAGAAUCAUAGAAUCAUAGAAUCAUAGAAUCAUAGAAUCAUAGAGUUGGAAGAGACCACAAGGGCCAUCGAGUCCAACCCCCUGCCAAGCAGGAAACACCAUCACAGCACUCCUGACAUAUGGUUGUCAAGCCUCUGCUUAAAGACCUCCAAAGAAGGAGACUCCACCACACUCCUUGGCAGCAAAUUCCACUGUCGAACAGCUCUUACUGUCAGGAAGUUCUUCCUAAUGUUUAGGUGGAAUCUUCUUUCUUGUAGUUUCUUCAUGCCUCUCAACACCCUUGACAAACUACGGCUCCCAGAAUCCUUUGCGGGAAGCUAUGGCUGUUUAAAGUGGUAUCGUGGUGCUUUAAAUGUAUAGUGCCAAGGUGGCCUCAGACUGCCCCCCUUCAACAGAGGAUGCAUGACAGAAAUGGCGGUUGCAUCCUGCCGUUUGCAAUGGAUGCCCUCGUGAGGUGGCGCCACCAUGCACCUGGCCUCCAUUGGCUAACUGGGUGGGGCAAAGCAGCGACGAGGUUGGUGUUGUACAAAUUGCAACCAAUCAGCAAGCAGAAUUGACGCUUUAUGGGUGUCUAAAGAACUUCUAUUAAAAGUAGCAAAACCAGAGAUCCUACCGAGAACCAUUUCUCAUCAUAAGUCAGUCAUGUUAACACUAAGAGGAGAGAUGAAAAAAACCAAGAUGGAGUCUCAAUGAAAACUUAUUAAAUGAUGAAGAAAUUUUACAGAAAGCAAAAAAGACAUUGAGAGAAUUUUUAAAGUUUAAUAUGAAUCAAGGUACAGAUAUUAAAGUAGUGUGGGAUGCUGGAAAAGUGGUGAUUAGGGGAUUCUUUUUUCAACAAAAUAUGUUUCAAAAAAGAAUGAGGGAGAAGAGAAAAACAGAAAUUUUAGAAGAGAUAACAAAAAAGAAAGAAAAAGAACUCCUAAAGAAUCCAGGAAGCGAACAAUUAAACAGAGUAUUAAAUUGUUACAAACACAAUUUGCAACGAUCAUUGACCAAGAAAUUUAUUGGAAAAUCAAAGUAUUAAAACAGAAAUUUUGAAUUUGCAAAUAAGCCCAGAAAAUUACUAGUGUGGCAACUCAAGAAAAACAGAGUGAAAGAGUCGUUAAGAGGCUGAGAAUAGGAGAGAGAACAAUAGAUGAUCCAAAUGAGAUUGUGAAAGCUUGGUAAGAUACUACAGAGAUUUAUACCAAAAACGAGAGGCAAACCAUGAAAAGAUAGAAGAAUUUUUAAAACAUACCAAUCUACCAAAAAUAUCAAGUGAAAAAAUGAACAUGCUUAAUGCGCCAAUUACGAUCUUUGAAAUUCAAUCUGCAAUUAAAAAAGCAAAAGUAGGAAAACCCCCAGGUUCGGACUUACUUUCAGCCGGUUAUUGUAAAAAAUUGGAAGAUCUUAUUAAGUUGUGGGCGAACAUGUCAGACGACACAGCGAUUCUUUAAACAGCUCUUCUUUAUUCAGAUGCCAGAACAGAACUGGCUGAGGAGCUCAGUCAGCCUGCUUAUAUAGAGCUCCAGAACAAUGCAACUGUUGCCAUUUUCUAAAACUAUCCAAUCACUGAACGUCACUUUUCGAUCCUUCAUUUGCAUAACUAUCUACCGUAUCCCCCUGCUGGCCCAGGGUGAGAACUUCAGUACAUAACACUUAUAUUGUUCCCACUAAAAGACAUGAUGAAUAUUUUAGUUAAUGGGAAAACACCAGUUUCAUGGUCAGAGGCCUAUAUAACGCUCAUUCCUAAGCAAGGGAUGGAUUUACAGCAGGGGUCAGCAAACUUUUCGGAGGGGGCUGGUUCACCAUCCCCCUGACCUCGUGGUGGGCCGGAGUGCGCGCACGCGGCGGAGGAGGCUUCUCUCUCCCCCCCCCUCCCCUGCCCUGCCCACCUCUGCUGCUCUGCCUGCGGUUGGGGGACGGCGGCAGCGGCACCCCUCCUUUUUGGGCCAGCUUUUCCGGGUGCCAGGCUUCCUAUUAAAGCCCAGCCCCCUUCCUCCGCAGGACGGGGAGAAGCCAGGAAGAGGGAGGGAGGAGGGAGGCCGCCAUAGUGAGGGAGGAAGGGCAAAAAAAUGGCGCCCAAAUUGUUUUUGAAAAAAAUUGGUGAUUGCGCCUAUCCAAGCGGUGAUUGCAGAACCGUUCACGGGCCAGAUUCAGAGGGCAAUUGGGCCGAAUCUGGCCUGCGGACCUUAGUUUGCCGACCCCUGAUUUACAACUUUGCACCAAUUAUAGGCCAAUUUCAUUACUUAAUAGUGACUACAAGAUCUUUGCGGAUAUCUUAGCAGAAAGACUAAAAAAGGUUCUGAAGGAAAUAAUGGUUUUUUACCUGGAUGCCAAAUGCAAAAUUAUAUAAGAAACAUCAUUAACAUCUUAGAAUACUUGCAAUCCAGAAACAGUAAGCAAGCAGCAUUAAUGCUGGUUGACACAGAAAAGGCGUUCAAUAAUAUUUCCUGGAGGUCAAUGGGUUUUGGCGAAACCUUUGUCAGAGGAAUACUGUAGAGGCAGUAUAUUCUGGACAACAGUCCAGACUUAUAAUAAACGGAAGGGAACUAGACAAGGGUUUCCUCUAUCCCCAUGACUGUGUAUCUUGGUGUUGGAAAUUCUGAAUAGGAAAAUAAGGAAUGAUGUAGGUAUAAGAGGUAUAGUAUUGGGAGGAAAAUCUUACAAAUUGAGAGCCUACGCUGAUGACCUUAUCAUUACUACGGAAAAUACCAAAGAAAGUUUUCCGAAAGUGAUUGAGGUGAUAAAAGAAUUUGGACAGGUGGCUGGUUUUAAAAUUAACUGUAAAAAACCCGAAAUUUGUUAGUUAAAAAUAUGGAGUUGCAGGGGAAAAAAUGAAAUUUAAAAAAUCACUGGAUUAGAGGUGAAGAAGAAAGUCAAGUGCUUAGGGAUUUGGCUAACAGCAAAUAAUAUCAACCUAUAUGAGGAAAAUUACAUAAAGACUUGGAAUGAGAUAAAAAGAAAUUUGGAAAUUUGGGAUAGACUACAUCUUUCUUUUUGGGGAAGAAUCUCCACAAUUAAGAUGAAUGUCCUUCCGAUAAUUAUUUUUUUGUUUCAGACUAUUCUGGUGUUAGGGGGAAUACACUGCUUUAAGGACUGGCAACGAGACAUUUCGAAAUUCAUAUGGCAAGGGAAAAGACCUAGGAUUAAGCAUGAACUAUUACUUGAUGUUAAGGGGAAAGGGUUUUUUUCCUUACCUGACCUCAAAUUAUAUCACGAUGCAGCGUGCCUAACUUGGAUUCGUGAAUGGGUAGUACUGCAAAACACAGACCUGUUGGAUAUAGAGGGGUUUGACAACCAUUAUGGUUGGCACGUAUAUCUGGUUUAUGACAAGGUGAAAGUCCACAAGGGUUUUUUGAAUCAUACGAUAAGAAAAUCCCUUUAUAAAGUAUGGGCUAAAUAUAAAGAUUUACUCAAACUGAAAACCCCUUGGUGGCUUUUCCCUAUACAAGCUUUCGCAGUUAAGAAAAAAAAAAUCUGGGACAUUAUAUAUAAUGAACUUUAAAAAAUCUUUAUAUGUUCAUUCCAAAAAACCCCAGAAGUCUUCCUGUUGGGAAUCAUGUUUAAUGAAAUCCCGAAAAUGUUUAGAAGAAUUUUCAUGUAUGCAUCAAUGGUGGCUAGAAUUUUGAUAGCAAAAAAUUGGAAAGGAGAAGUGAUACCCACCAAAUUAGACUGGCAGGUGAAGAUGAUAGAAUAUAUAGAACUAGCCAAAAUGACUGGCAGCUUAACAGGUGAUUCAAAGCAGAGCUUAAAUAAAGAAUGGAAUGUCUUUAAAGAAUAUUGUCAGGUGGUGGUGUGGUUGCUCGAGAGCAAACAGGCAAGACUCCAACCUGUCUUUUCCAGGCUUUAUUAUUAAUACAAACUAUUUACAGUGCAGAGCGUCGCAAGUCCAUGUCUGCUCGCUAGCAGAAUCUGGGAGUGGGCGGUCCUUGUACCUCCCCCAGCAUAACAGUUGUGUGACCCCCAUCCUUCUCCUCCCCUCUCUGCGCCCAAACCGACUGCGCAGAGUGGGCGCUGGCAAAGGGGGACUUGCCUCCCCUCCGCUUUGCUCAGGCUCAGUGUUGGGGCUCUCCCUAGCAUCUCCUGGUCCCUGCGCCCCUUCCCCACUGGGGGCGGGGCUUUCCUCCUCGCCAGAGGAGGAACUGCUUCAUAACGGAGGCUCCCUGUAACACAACUGCCCUUCCACCUCUCGCCUCUGAGCUGAUGGCAGUUCCCUGACAAAUAUUUACAGCUACAUUGUAAAAAUGCUUUGACGAGUCUAGGCUGAACCUUGCAGGACAAUAUGAAACACAAAUAAAUUAAGUGAUAAUUAAAAUUAAGAAGUGAUAAUACAAAGUGUGAAAUCGAAAGGGAAGCCUAGAAAACAUAGUGGGAUGAAUGGAAGUCAAAGGAAUAUGUGAUGCUUUUUCUUGUUUGUUUGUUCUUUAGUGUUGUUACUGUAGUGUUUUGUGGUUUGUUUGUUUGUUUGUUUGUUUUUAAAGUAUUGUUUCAAUAAAGUAUUAAAACAACAACAACAACCAAACGAAUGCAUCACCUGGAGUGCUGGAUAGCUUCCUGCCGGUGCGUUUGCACCAAGCUGGUCUUCGCAUCCCCUUGCCCCGCUGCCCACCUCACAGUAAGCAGCAGUGCAAACAACGGGAAGUCAGUGGUGCCGGGCAUACUAUGGACUUAGGUCAGCUACCUGAGAGACCACGUUCCUCAUGCAAACCAGCCUGGGCUCUGAGAAGGGGAGGCCCUUCUCUCAGUCCUGCCCCCCUGACAGGCCCGCUUAGUGGAUGGAGGUGUGGGAGAGGGUCUUCUCUGGGGGGGCUGCUCCCAGACUCUGGAACGCCUCCUGGAGAAGCCAGAAUGGCUUCCUCCUGGCUGUCCUUUCGUCAGCUGGUGAAGAACUGAAUGUUUUUGAGGAAAGGGCUGUUGCUGUGAUUUGUUGUGUUUGUAAUUAUCUGUAUUUUUAAUAGAUCUUUUAUAUUAUUUUAAAUCUAUGUGUUUAAUUGCAUCUUAAUGAUUUUAUUUUCUGUUUUUAGCUUGUUUAAUAUAUCUGUGUAAGACACCUUGAGGCAGGAUAUUAUUAUUAUUAUUAUUAUUAUUAUUAACAACAACAACAACAAAUACAGUGGUACCUCGGGUUAAGAACUUAAUUCGUUCUGAAGGUCCGUUCUUAACCUGAAACUGUUCUUAACCUGAAGCACCACUUUAGCUAAUAGGGCCUCCCGCUGCUGCCGCUUCGCUGGAGCACGAUUUCUGUUCUCAUCCUGAAGCAAAGUUCUUAACCGGAGGUAAUAUUUCUGGGUUAGCAGAGUCUGUAACCUGAAGCGUAUGUAACCUGAAGUGUAUGUAACCCGAGGUACCACUGUACAUGAAUGAAUGAAUGAAUGAAUGAAUAAAACUGAGCCCAUGGCUUGCAGGAAGGAAGGUGUCCUGAUCUUAUGCCUCUUAGUAACGUAAGUACAACUCCCCACAUCAGCCUGAAGCAAGAGUUUUAAUGUGGUUUCCUUCUUGCAAAAUACUGGCCUAGUCUCUUUCUUUUGUUCCAAAACAGAUGGAGGAAAAAGUGAUUGCUAGUGGCAUCUUCCGCGGGAAGAAGGCUGGCUAUGCCCAGAGUCUGAAUGAACCGUUUCUUGAGACCAGGCUAAGUGAGUAGACCAGAAAGGGCAAGGCUGGUUGAGGAUUUGGUUCACUGGAGGCACAAGACCUGACACACACAUUGUGGGCUCCUCCUUUGCAAGGAAAUGCAAAUAUGUAAGGCUACACAAGCAGAGGAGAAUGAAAGCUUAAAAGCCUGAUUUCCUAACCAAACUUUUGCAUAGCUAAGGCAUCUCUUAGGAAGAGUCGCCCUGGAAACAGAAGAGAACUUGGAGCUAGCUUACCUGAGCAGACAAACCCAGGGUCCUUGGAAUGAAGGUUGGCAGAGACUGGUGUCUUUAGGCUAUAUGGUUUUAUUUGCCCAUAUAUACAACCUGAUCAGAGGAUAGAAGGGCUCCCAGCAUUAACACCCUAGCAGACCUUGCUUCCCCGUUAGUCACAGCUUGGGGUCCAGCACAGAGCAAGCAGGUCUCUGUGUCUCCAAACUGCUUCCGGCUCUCCCACACAACUCUGCCUUUUGUUCUCCUCCCUAGCAGUUUGUGGGGCAGAGGAAAGACCCGCCCAUUCGCUUGAUGGCAUGGAGCAACUUACUUGGUUGUGCUUCACAUUUUCUUCACAUGUAGUCAGCCACAACCACUGCCUAGGCAGAGGGACUGGUUUAGCAGGCUUGCUCUUACACCUUCUACCCCCACAGAUACAGAACCCAAGAAUUGGAAGGAACUCAGGGUGUCAUAGAGACUGAGCCCCCCCCCCCCAAACUCACAGCAGUAAUCCUAUACACAAAGAAUUCUGGCCUGGGAUGCUUUUAGCAAACAAAAACAGGUAGAGGAGAAAGGCAUGAGAGCUGCUUCUGCGAAACAUCAGUCUAGCUGGGUUACAGACAUUUAACUUUAACUGGUACAUAAUUAAAGGGUUUGAUACAUAUUUUAAAAGCUUUAUAUGUACAGUGGUACUUAAUUCGUUCCGGAGGUCCGUUCUUAACCUGAAACUGUUCUUAACCUGAAGCACCACUUUAGCUAAUGGGGCCUCCCGCCACCGCUGCACGAUUUCUGUUCUCAUCCUGAAGCAAAGUUCUUAACCCCAAGUAAUAUUUCUGGGUUAGCGGAGUCUGUAACCUGAAGCGUCUGUAACCUGAAGCAUAUGUAACCCGAGGUACCACUGUAAUAAGAUUAAUGUAACAAAGAAUAUCACAAGCAUAAAUGUGUCAACAAUCAUUGACUUAAUAGGUUUGUGGGCUCUGGUAUUUCAGCCCCCUUAUUUGAACCGUGCAUUUUAAUUGUGCCAGGGGAGGGUUGAGGGGAUGCUGAGUUCAGAGAUGGAGCAGCUGAUCAAGGCGCAAGUUGUUUUGUCACUGAGGCAAAAAUUAAUCCCAGAAGCACCUCUCCUUCCUGCCUUCAGCAGUAUAAAUAUUACAAUAUGUAAAUAAAUAGCAGUUUCUGCCCUUCCAUAACAAUCAACUUUGCCUAAUGGUAGAGCUGGUACUGACUGUGAUAUGUGUUUUGUUGUGCCAGAGGCAGCCUAAAAUCUCUCCCCGAGAUCAGUUUCCUUUCCUUGCAUGUCUCUUUGUGGCUCCCCACUUUUGUGCCGGGACUGUGACCCUUGCUCUUUCCUGUGUUCCUAGACGAGAGCGAGUUGAGCCCCAAAGUCCUGCAGCUGAUCCGCCACGAGAGAGUGAAGGUGAGGGCUGGGGUGCAUGGGGCAAGGGCAGGCCAACCUGCACAGUGGUCCUUGAAUGGUGUGUGACUAAAGCUGUGACUCUCAGGCGAAGCCGCCUCUGCUUCUAAGACUCGCCUCGUGGUUGCUUUUCAGUAUGUGACGCCGGUGGUGAAGUACGACCGGAAUGGCUUCAAGCCCCGAGAGCGGCUGCUGGUUCUGACGCGUGUGGCAGCUUAUGUGGUGGAGAUGGCCAAGAUCAAGCAGAGGAUUGAGUACGCCACCCUCGGAGGUAACAUCCCUGCUGUCCUUGGGCAACCCUUUCCCUUCCCCGGCAUCCAGCCAAGUGAGAUGGGGAGAGACCCACCCAUUUGCCUCCUUGGCAACAGAGCAACCUGUUUGGAUAGCAUAAAUGGCCUGGUCAGCCAAGGCCAUCCCUCUGGCAAAGGAACUGGUUGGGCUGGUUCAGCAGUCUCUUCUAGCAAAGAGCCUGAAAGGGACCCAGGUUGACCACCCCCUCCCCCACCUCAUAACAGUCCUUUCUUGCAGUCUGUCAAAUGGCCCAUGUGAGGGAGAGGAAGCAGUAAAGAAUGAAACUCAGUUCUGCAUCCAAGCACACAAUAAAAUCUACCUGCCAGGCUUCUUUGCAGCUUGGCAAAGAAAGGCAGUCCUUCCAAAUUUUUCUAGCAAGUGACUUUGUUUUGCAUUCUUUUUCCAAGGCCUUUCUGCCAGCAGCUUGGGCGACCAUAUCUUAGUCAUCCAUGUUUCAGAAGACAGCAAACCAGAGAAGGUAGCAGUUUCUCUUUACCCGCCCAUGGUGUGUGUUUGCGUGUGUGAAAUGCAUGGAAAUAAAACAAGCUAAGGAGCAAAAGGAACGCCUUACUUUCAGACAGUGGAUGCCUGUGAUACAGCUAAUCAUUAUCAGAAGAGAAAGGCAUGACUUUGAAUAAGUGUGGGGAGAGCACUCGCGUCUUGCUCUUAUUAUUAUCAGGGGGGCCACUGUGAAAACAAGAUGCUGGGCUAGAGGGGACCCCUUUGGCCUAAUUCAGCCCAGGCCUCCUCUUCUGUACUCGUGAAAAGUUAGCUUAUCAGUUUUUAUUUUCCUUAGUGGUAGGAUAUGGGGCUGCACACCAAACUACAUGAGAUUAAUGAAUUGUUUAAGGUAGCUAGGAAAAAUGGCUUUGCAGAACAAAAGUAUGUUUUCCAAAGUCCUAUUAGAUACAAAUAUAAAAGUAUUAUAAAAAAUGUACAAACUGCUGUUGGAGCAGGAAACUAAAGAGGAAUUUGUGAAAUCGAGCAUGAUUAAGUGGACACAAGAUGUGGGUCACAGUAUUGAUUAUGAAUUAUGGGGAAAGUUGUGGAAAAUAAAUAUGAGUUUUAUGGCAUGUUAUGUGCUAAAAGAAAAUGUGAUGAAAAUGUCCAACAGAUGGUAUUUAACACCCAUCAGAUUGGCAGAACUGUCUAAGAGUUUACUACUAUACACCACGACUGCAGCUAGAACCUUAUUGGCACAAAGGGGGAGAACAAGUCUAGUACCCACUAAGGAAGAAAAUGUUUGAAUUUGCUGAACUGGUUGGUCUGACAAACGGGAUAAGAGAAAACAAAGAUCAGGAAUAUAAGGAGGAAUGGAUAAAGUUUAUUUACUAUUUCAAAAAACAGUAUAGACAAAUUCAUAGUUUGCAGGUCUCAAGUAAAUCCAGCAGAUUUGAAAUACAGUAUUUGACAGAUAACAAAUUGGAUGAUUAAAAAUAUGUGGAUUACACGGAGUAGUAAAAGGUAAAGGUACCCCUGCCCGUACGGGCCAGUCUUGACAGACUCUAGGGUUGUGCGCUCAUCUCACUCUAGGGGCCAGGAGCCAGCGCUGUCCGCAGACACUUCCGGGUCACGUGGCCAGCGUGACAAAACGCCGUUUACCUUCCCGCUAGUAAGCGGUCCCUAUUUAUCUACUUGCACUUUUGACGUGCUUUCGAACUGAUAGGUUGGCAGGCGUUGGGACCGAGCAACGGGAGCGCACCCCGCCGCGGGGAUUCGAACCGCCGAUCAUGCGAUCAGCAAGUCCUAGGCGCUGAGGUUUUACCCACAGUGCCACCCACGUCCCAACACGGAGUAGUAGAAAAGCAAAAGGAACCAGGAAAAGUGUGGAAGAGAAGUCAUAUGGUAUAUGUAUAAAUGUGGUAUUUGGUACGAAGUUGUAAGUGGGACGGGGGGAGGGGGAUUAAAUAUGCUCUAUGUUCCUGUUUUAGAAAAUGCGAAGAAAGAAAAAAGAAUUUUCCUGCCACACCCUUUGAGAACCACUGGUAUAGGGACAUGUUUAGCCCAAGUGCAUUUUUUUAUUUUAUUUUUUGCUUUUGAAAAGUGUUAUCAACCUCUUUGUAUUCAAUUUUCAAAUGCAGCUGUCUGAUCAUAACACAGUGGUGAAAGGGGAGUUUCUCCUUGAAUGGAGAGCCCUGCCUGACUCCAUUUCUUGCUUCCAGGGAGACGCCAUUCUGCAGUGUGAGCACUUUUUUGAGACGGUCACAAAACUCUGCAUUCUGGCCCACAAGCAGAAUGUCUCGGUGGUCCAGGGAAGGUGGGUCCCUCACUCUUCUGAGGCCUUUGCAUUUGCAAAUGAAUGAAAUCAUGGGAUUGAUCGUUCUUAAGCAUCACCCACAUCUGUUGACAUAGGAAGCACAGGCCUGCUUAUCAGCCUGAAUUUCACACUCCAUGUAUUUAAAGCAAAAACCCAGGGGACUAUUUUGAAGAGGCUGUUCUGAUGCCACAUUGGGAAGGAUACACCACUGAAUUAGGAAGGGCAGGAGAGGCCUGGUGCCUUCAUAGCCCAGAAGUGGGCUUCUGGGAAGCAUCUGAACAGCCACUGGGGGGAUUCUGGCCUGAUGCCUCUGACAUCCUUGUCCCAGUGCAGGUGGCUCAGAAAAACCACUUGGGUCCCAAAUGAAAUAUCUGAGACUGCCUCCUUCCCUCUAGGCCCUUUCGGGUGCUAAGAUUGGCAGAGGAGCCCCUCUUGGUAGUUCUGCUGCCCUCAGAACUGCAAGGGGAUGGUGGUUGUAACCCCAGGAGAGGGCCUUCUCUGUGUCAGCCCCCAAACUGCAGAACUCCCAUCCCAUUGAAGUGCAACUGGUCCCUUAAUUGUACAGCUUUCCAUGACUGUUGAAGACACACCUGUGUUUUUGGGACCCACUUCAAUUCCUGGCAGUGGCUCUCCAGGGACUUAUCAGCCUUAUUAUUUCUGCAUGGAGAGCAGGUCUUCUCUCCCUUCCCUAGAGGCCAGGAUGGUGGUUUUGCACCUAAGCCUGGUGGGCUUGUGAAUGUCAUUGCUGGUGUUUCUUUUUUGUAGCCUCCAGUUCCAAAUCAGUUCAGGGAAAGAAGGAACAAUGGUUUUCACCACUGGGCAGGAUGCUCAGGUCUACAAAGCCAAAAAUGGACAACUGACGGUGGUAAGUCCUUUGCAAUGACUGUGGCCCUUUUUCUACAGGCAAAGAACUGGAUGCUGAAGGAAUGACUAGCAAAGCAGAUUUAGGGGCCUAAAUGUUGUAGCUGGAGUGAGGUUUUUGCAGGUAACUUGGGGUGGUGAGCAGACCAGUGUAGGAACAUUGCAAGUGAGUGUCUAGAUAACCAAGAGGAAUCCAAUUAAACCCAGGUAUAGUGUCAGACCAGACCAUCAUGAAGCCAAGCAAGCUUUCAAAAGUCCCUUGGGUAUGUUUAAGUUGGCCUUGCUUGAAUAAUUGCAUGUGAAGCUGCCCCCUAGGCCAGACGGUGAGGCUGCUUGUCCACCUAGCGUAGGCGACAAGGGCUGGAAAUGUCAGGUGCUGAGCCUUCUACCUCCCAGGCAGGUGUGCUGCCCCCUUAUUUGUCUGUAUUGAUAAUCCGUUUGUGAUUUUCCAUGCUGAUGAGCUGUAACCUUUGUGCCCAUCCCUCUUUGGAGUCUGAGGCUCAAACUACAGCUUCUUCCCUUGAAGAAGGGAACAGCUUCUCUUUCUCUCACCCAGCUGUUUUGCUGGACAUCCAGCAAAGCUGAAUGUUGGAAGAUUUAGGAGACAGAUAAAAGAAAGGACUUCUACAUGCAGCACAUAGAUAGACUGGGUCAAAUUCUUGGAGUAGAAGGCUAUCAAUAGCCAUGAAUCAUGAUGUCUGCGCACUAUGUCCAGAAUCAGAGGGGACAGUCCUCUGAAUGCCAGUUGCUGGGGAUCGUCAGUGAGGAGGAGGCUACUAUUGCCUUCACGUCCUGCUUGGGGGCUUCUUCUCUUUGGGGCAGCUGGUUGAUCCCUCUGAGAGCAGGAAGCUGGAUAAAAAGGGCCACCUGAUCUAGCAGGCUCUUAGAUUUUCCUUCCUCAUCCACACAGUGGAUGAUUUAUAAUAGGCAAGAUUGUCAAAACAUGCUUUUAUUUCAAGGCCGGUGCUUUCUAAAGAGAAACAUCAAAAGUAGAUCAAUCAGAUCAAAGGUCCAUCCAGCCCAGCCCCCCGUUGCUCGUAAAGAAGUUUUUUAAAAUCAAUUUUCAUCUUUAAACUAUUUAAUAUGCUUGUAUUGAGAUAUAUAUUUGUUUACAUUAGAACAUACAACAUGCAACAAUUAUAUGUUAAAUAUUAAAUAUUAAAAAUAAAACCGCAAUAAACACUCGGAUAAAUGUUUCUGAAUAUAAUAACAAAGCUGUGUCAGAGUGUCUAUACCAAAAUUAUUACAGAUAUGAUGUAUAGCAGUACGUAUUGCUUUGAUUGGCGACCAUAAGUAAAAUGUACCGGUAUUUUGUAUCAACAACAAUUAGAAUUUAUAGGAAUUUAUAGGGCAUGAAUUUCCUUUUAAAAAGCCAGAUCCCUUAGUUGCCUGUCAGCUCCCCUUUGUCCUUUUGGUGGGAAUCACAGAAUUGUAGAGUUGAAGGGGACCCUGAGGAUCAUCUAGUCUAACAUCUUGCAGUGCAGGACUCUCAAGUAACAAUGCUUCUGUUUAGGCAGGGGCUGCAAAAUGAGAAGGGAGCCAUCUAAAAUUUUUUUUUAAUCUUUCUAUGUUUAAAUCCAACAGGUAUCACCCAGAAUAACAUCCUGAUGGAAGCACAUGUUCCACCUUUGCCUGUUAACUGCUGAUGUUCGAAAGAGAAAGUAGCCCAAACUCCUCUGUGGAGAGGAGCAGAAUCCAUAUUAUAAUUCUGAUGCUUACAAAGAGUGUUUUGAUGCCAUAGGACUGUUGCAGAUCCCAUGACUGACUGUAUGAAUACUCCCAAUAACUGGCUAUAUUUUUGUGAUAACUUGCCUCUAAUCUAAGUCAGCAGUUACAGAUUUCCUUAGAUUUCCUUAAUAGAUCCAAGUGGGGAAAGCCUCAGAAAAGAAUUGCACCUUAGAAGUGGAGGAGGAAGUUCUACACUCUGGAAAAAGUAUUCUUCCCAUUACAGGGCUGGAAGCGUAAUGGCAAUCUGUAAAGCUGAAUCCUACAGCCUGGAGAAAUGCGAGGCAGGCAGCUGUUGUCCCUUAGGGUUUGGGAACACAGCUCUCCUCAUUUUUCUCUGGCACUGUUUUUUGGGGGAACCUUGAGAUCCCUGCUGCUGCUUGGGCAGCCACAGGCCCACCGAAGGGAGAUGCGGUGGGGUGGGGGGGAAGGUUCUGCAGUCGAAAUCGUGCCUCCAUGUUCCUUUCUAUACUAGCAACAUGUGACUGUAAGUGGCAAUGUGAAUUAAAAAGACUAAGAGAAACACGGCUUUGAAAUGAUCUUGUAGGGUUUUUUGUUUUUGUUUUUUAAAAAGAACUAGUUCCUGACUGGUUUUAAAGCCUCCUUCUAGCUCUGUCUGAAAGCCAAGUAAGGUGGCCAGCUGAGGCUUCUUCUUGACCAGUCACCUUUCUGUUACAUGUGGAGCAGGAAUGGGGAGAAAGGCACACUUGCCAAAUUUGCAACUCCUAAACCAGUAUGUAAACUGAAACCCUCUUUACCUUUGAAAUCCACACUUCCCUGAAUGUUGAUCUGCAGUUCUUCAAUCAAUCAAGGAAUGUGUAUAAAAAUGCAUAUUGGUGAAAUUAAC